This is a messenger RNA of Anthonomus grandis grandis, 64611 nucleotides long. RefSeq lists its product as uncharacterized. The transcript has 115 exons. Lineage: Eukaryota; Metazoa; Arthropoda; Insecta; Coleoptera; Curculionidae. The record is from RefSeq and is a predicted model, not a curated record. Gene Ontology annotation, molecular function: calcium ion binding; peptidase inhibitor activity. Gene Ontology annotation, cellular component: extracellular region. The coding region runs from base 121 to 63639 and encodes 21172 amino acids.
CAAGACGCCUGACGCUCUUAAGUCACUUAGUCUAUCUCAAGACUUCUUCGUGAGUAGCUACGGCCGAAUAGUUAACGUGGAGUGAAUUGUGGGCCUUUAAAAGCCUUGGCUAGAAUUGCCAUGGCGACUGCGAAAAUGAAGAUAAUUCUUCCGCUAGUCGUUUGGACAUGGCUGCACUUCAUAACUACAACGACUGGCCAAUCCUUCGGUGGGAUCGGCUUUGGUAUUAAACGCGAAGUUUUCUUUUUGAACCUCGAGGACGGAUACUUCGGUUGUCAAGUAAACGAAUCGACCGACGUGCUUCAACUAUUCGAAUUAUCAAAAUUAUGCGACGGAACGCCGAACUGCUAUUUAGGAUCCGACGAGCUGGUGAAAGAACUGAAAUGUACAGAUGACUGUCGAAAAGACGACGGCUCGGAUUGUCAGAACGGCGCAUGCCUAGACGGUCAAUGUUAUUGUAACGACGGAUAUGGGGGCUGUAGCUGUCAAGUUCCAGAUGAGAACGAAUGCAAAUACCGCCCUUGUGACGUGUUUGCACACUGUACUAACACCUUGGGUAGUUUUUCUUGUACGUGCUUCCCUGGUUACCAUGGAGACGGAUUUCACUGUGAAGAUAUCAACGAAUGCGACGACCCGGCGAUUGCGGCGCGAUGCGUCGCGAACGCCGAAUGUUGCAAUCUACCAGCGCAUUUCCUUUGCAAGUGUAACCCCGGCUUUACAGGAGAUGGAGAGGCUCAAUGUCUCGAUAUUGACGAAUGCCAAAACCCUAAUGCUUGCGGUCAAAACGCACUUUGCCAAAACACCCACGGUAACUACACCUGCUACUGCCCAGAGGGUUUCCACGGUAACCCUUACGAUGGAUGUGUCGAUGUGGAUGAAUGCGAACACCUUGGAGCUUGCGGACCCGGAGCCACUUGCACUAACGUAGUUGGAGGAAGAGAAUGUCAUUGUCCUCCAGGUUACGAAGGAGAUCCCUACACCAAUGGCUGCUUGGACGCGAACGAAUGCGCCAGACAACCCUGCGGAAGAAACGCUCUUUGCUCCAACUUGGAGGGCAGCUUUAAGUGUUCUUGUCCACCAGGGUUUAUUGGAGACCCAAUGUUUGAGUGUUCAGACAUUAACGAGUGCGAGGAUCAGAACCCGUGCCCGGAAUCCGCUUCUUGCCUAAAUAACAACGGAAGCUACUCGUGCGCAUGUCCCGAAGGAUACACGGGAACCCCCGAGGUCGAAUGCGUGGAUAUCAACGAGUGCGGUAAAGCAGGCGCAUGCGGGAUAAACGCCAAGUGCAUUAACGUUCCUGGAUCGUUUAAGUGCCUUUGUCCCUCGGGAUUUGCCGGACAGGGACAUCUUUAUUGUGAAAAUAUAAACGAAUGCGAAUCAAAUCCAUGCGGUGAAAACGCCUUUUGUAAGGACACAGUUGGAAGCUACAUCUGCUCCUGUAAAGAAGACUAUACUGGAGAUCCUUUUAAAGGUUGUACAGAUAUUGAUGAAUGUAUUACAAUAGAAAAGCCUUGUGGAGCACAUGCUAUUUGUGAGAAUGCUGUUCCGGGUUAUAAUUGCAUAUGCCCUCAAGGAUAUCAAGCCAAACCCAAGCCAGAAGUUGCAUGUGAACAGGUCGAUGUUAAUAUACUCUGUCAAUCCAACUUCGACUGCACCAAUAACGCUGAAUGUAUCGAAAAUCAAUGCUUCUGUCAAAAAGGCUUUACCCCCAAGGGAUCUGUUUGCGUGGAUAUCAAUGAAUGUGACAACGCAACCAACCCAUGCGGGCCAUUUUCAGUUUGCACCAAUGUGGUUGGUAGCUAUCACUGCGCAUGCGAAAAUGGAUAUGUAGGUGCGCCCCCUAUGGUCUCCUGCAAAGCGCCAUGUGAAGAUGUGAAGUGUGGCAACCAUGCUUAUUGUAAACCUGAUGGUGACGAAGCCUACUGUAUAUGCGAUGAGGGUUGGACGUUUAAUCCCAGUGACAUAUCUGCCGGAUGCAUAGAUAUCAAUGAAUGUGACAAGGCCAACGGCCCAAGCGGCAGAUGUGGUUCAAAUGCCUUAUGCACCAACUUACCAGGAACUUUUGCUUGUCAGUGCCAGCCUGGUUUUACUGGAAAUCCAAAUAAGCAAUGUACGGAUAUCAACGAGUGCAGUUUACCCAAUACUUGUGGAACGGGUGCCAUUUGUGACAACUUACCGGGUGGGUUCAGCUGCAAAUGUCCGGAGGGCACAGUGCCAGACCCUGAUCCCAAGUCCAGAUGCAGUGAAAUUGUAACUUGCAACAAUGACGAGGAUUGUCCAGGAAAUGCCCUCUGUGAUAGUAAAAAGAGGUGUCUUUGUCCGGAGCCUAAUAUUGGAAACGAUUGCAGGCAUCCUUGUGAAAUCAUGAACUGCGCUCCAAAUGAAGAGUGCAUGCUAAUAAACCAUGCAGCAACAUGCCUAUGCGGUUCUGGAUAUACCAACACCACCAAUGGUUGUGCUGACAUAGAUGAAUGUGUCAAGAACCCUUGCCAGACGGGUGCUAUUUGCAAAAACGAACCUGGAACAUUUUCAUGUCAAUGUCCUGGUGGAACUUCUGGAGACCCAUAUAGAAGCGGUUGCAGCAGAAUCGCUCCACCUUCCGGCGGAUGUUCAAAUCAAAAUCCCUGCCCCGUGGGCGAGCAAUGCAUCCUAGACGAAAUUACAAAAGAAAGUGUUUGCAUCUGCGUCAACGGUUACGUAAGAGAUGACGAAGCAGGCAAGUGUAUUGACAACAACGAAUGUACGGAACUUCGAGACAAGCCUGCCUGUGGAAUAAACGCUAUUUGCAAGAACUUGCCGGGCAGCUACGACUGUCAAUGCCCUCCAGGUUUUAACGGGAACCCAUUCUUGGAAUGUGUCGAGUGUAACAGCCCUGACUGUAGAUGCCAGCCCCCGUAUGAACUCAAAGAUGGAAAUUGUAUACUGGCAAGCUGUGCACCAGAUAACACUUGUCCAAACGGAGCUGAAUGUAUCACAAUUACGGGAGGUGUGAGUUAUUGCGCGUGUCCAAAGGGUUUUAGAUCAUCUGCUGAAGGCACAUGUGAAGAUAUCGAUGAAUGUAUGGAGCAGCAGCAAACCUGCGGUUAUGGAGCCGUGUGUAUUAACAAACGAGGUGCUUUUGAGUGUCACUGUCCAGACGGUUAUAGUGGUGAUGCAUACAAUGGACUCUGCUCUCCCGCUCAGAAGAAGUGCAUAAGCGACCGUGAGUGUCCCGAAAACGAGCGAUGUGUUCAGCCGGGACAAUGCGCGUGUCCACCGCCAUAUUUUACAGACAUCCAGGACGAUAACAAAUGCAAAAGCCCUUGCGAUAGAUUUCCUUGCGGGAUUAAUGCUAACUGUACUCCAAGUGAUCCUCCAAGGUGCGCUUGCAAACCUGGUUACGAAGGAGAUCCGCUCCAAGGUUGCAUAAACGUGGACGAAUGUAAACAUGAGCCAUGCGCGUAUGGUGCUCACUGUCUUAAUUUGGAAGAAGGUUACAAAUGUAUUUGCCCUAAAGGAAUGACCGGAGAUGCUUACAAGGGAGGCUGUAUCCUAGAUACUCCCGGUUCAGUUAAAUCCGAAUGCCAAACAGAUAAGGAUUGUGUUAAGAUAUUGAGCUGCCAGGAUGGAACAUGUGUGAGUCCGUGUGCACUAGUACGUUGCGGACCUAAUGCCAGAUGUAAGACCGAAAAUCAUAAGGCAAUUUGUGAAUGUAAUGCCGGAUUCGUAAAUAAUGGAGAUGAGCAGUGUAUUUCACCUUGUGACGAAUUUUCUUGUGCCCCCGGUGCCCAGUGCCUUUUAACUUAUGACGGGCCCACCUGCAGAUGUAUAGAAGGCUUGAUGGGAAAUCCCUUCCCAGGUGGAAGCUGCACCAAGGACGCGUGCUCAUCAACUAACCCAUGCGAAGACGAUAAAGUAUGUAUUAGCGGACGCUGCAAACAAAGAUGCCAAGGAGUUAUUUGUGGAGUUGGCGCUCAUUGCAUGAAAGAAACCAACAAAUGUGUCUGUGACCAUAAUUUAGUGGGAAACCCUGAUGUAAUUUGUAUGCCUCCAAAAUCUGGUGCGAUAUGCGACCCAACUUGCGGUACAAACGCGCAUUGCGAAUACGGCUUUCUGUCCAAUCAAUGUGUUUGCAACUCAGGCCUCACUGGUAACCCAUACGAAUCCUGUCGUACCACCAAAACACAAGAAAAAGAACGAUGCUCACCAUCAGCUUGUGGCACCAAUGCCGACUGCCAGGAAACAUUCAACGGAAUCGAAUGCUCUUGCAAACACGGCUUUGGCGGCAACGCUUUCAUCGAAUGCAAAGAUAUCGAUGAGUGCAAAAAUGACGUUUGUGGAGAAAACGCCGUGUGUAUCAACACCGUUGGCAGCUAUGAUUGUAGAUGCAAGGAAGGUUUCGCUGGUAAUCCUUUUGUCAUAUGCUCCCAAGUACAAGGAGGCAUUUGCAACAAACCAGAAAAUUGCCAAUGCAGUCAAACUCUACUGUGCCCCCCAGGGUAUUCCUGCAAAAGAGGUCAGUGCAAGAACGUAUGUGACUCAGUACGUUGUGGUCCCAAAGCCACCUGUGACAAUGGCAAAUGCGUUUGCCUACCUGGCCAUACUGGAAAUCCAAACACUGGCUGUACUCUUCAAGGCCAAUGCGCAAGCGAUAAUGAUUGUAACAACGAGGAAAUCUGUUUCCAAUUGGGUAAGGGUGUAAGAAAAUGCGUUGAUGCUUGCAGCAAGGCUCAAUGCGGCCCCAACGCAGUAUGCGUUGCCUCAAAGCACAGAACUUCAUGCUUGUGUAAUCGUGGAUUCAAAGGAAAUGCUGGAGACCUCGUCAGUGGCUGUCAAAUUGAGGAACGUACCAGUCCCAAAGAGUGUUUGGAAGAUAGUGACUGUAAAUUCGGAACCAUUUGCGGAAUUGAUAGUAAAGGAUUCCAGAAGUGUAUUAACCCGUGUGAAACGGUGGCGUGCGGAUCUUUUGAAACAUGCAAGCUUGACGUCGCUGGCCAUCCGACAUGCGCUUGCAAAGAUGAAUAUUUGUGGAAUCCAGUUACAUCGCUAUGCGAACAACCAUCAGUGCCAGAGUGUAAACAUGACACAGACUGUGAGCCUAUAGAGUCCUGCCUUCCUGAUGCUUUAGGAAUACUUAAAUGUGUAUCCAUUUGCGCUCAGUUCACUUGUCCCAAUAAUUCAGCUUGUGUAGCAGAAUCCCAUGAUGCCCACUGCAAAUGCUAUGAUGGCUAUAGCGGAAAUCCUAACGAUAGAAACGGAUGUCAACUAAUAAAGCAAGAUGAAUGCACUUCAGAUGCGCACUGCUCCGAGCAAAACACUUGCAAGCAAAACAUCAAAGAAAACAGAUUUACUUGUAUACCUGCAUGUGACUUGCUCAACUGCGGACCUAAUGCAAUAUGUGUUGUAAACAACCAUGUACCAAAAUGUCAAUGUCCACCAGGAUCAUUCAUUGGUGACCCCAAUGAUCCCUUAACGGGUUGCCAAUCGGUGCCGUGCGUUUACAACAUCGAUUGUCCAAGUCAUCAGCUUUGCAAUCGAAUGACUCACACUUGCUUCGAUGUAUGUGAUGAGGAAUCAUGUGGAACUAAUGCAGUAUGCAUCGGAGAAGAUCACAAAGCAACAUGCCAGUGCCCACCAGGGUAUACCGCCAAUCCAUUAGCGGAAGUUGAAUGUGUCCUGGUAGACUCUUGCAAAUCGAAUCCCUGUCAUAACACUGCUGAAUGCCACCCUACCCAAAGAGGAUAUAAAUGUGUUUGCCCAGAAGGAACAACUGGAGACGCUUUGGUAUCUGGCUGUAGACCAAAAGGAAACUGUCUUAAUAGCGACAAGGAUUGUCCAUCAGACCAAAUUUGCUUGCAAGGCAAUUGUACCAAUCCCUGCAGUGUGAAAUCCUGCGGACCGAAUGCAGUAUGCAAAGUAGUUGAACGCAAAGCUUCAUGUACUUGCCUCACUGGAUAUAAGUCUUCAGAAACUAUCCAAGGAGGGUGUCUAAGAUUGCUCACUACGUGUAACUCGGACCUCGAUUGUGAAAAUGAAAUCUGUCACAAAGGAGAAUGCCGACCUGUAUGCAGAAAUAAUGACGAUUGCUCGCAAGGUGAAAGCUGUUUGAACAAAAAAUGCGUUACAAAAUGUAGUGACCAUAGUCAGUGUGAUAGCAACCAGGCUUGCAUCGAAGGAAUGUGCAUAAUAGGUUGUAGAAGUGAUAAGAAUUGCCCAAGCAGUGAAGCUUGUAUCAACAACAAAUGCGUUAAUCCAUGCGAAUCAAAAGAUUCUUGUGGACCAAAUGCCAUAUGUUCCCGUAAAGAGCACCAAACAAUUUGCUCAUGUCCAAAAGGCUUUGAGGGCAAUCCAACGCCUCAGCAAGGCUGUAUAAGAAUUCCUGCCCUCUGCGAUGAAAAACAUCGCUGCCCAGUAAACCACACAUGUUUUAAUGAACAGUGCACCUUUGAAUGUAAAGGAAACAAUGACUGUGCCAUCGGAGAACGAUGCACUAAUAAAGGUUGCUUAAAAGUAUGUUUUGGAGACGGCAACUGCUUGACAGGAGAAAUAUGCAGGGAGGAAGUGUGCCAGCCUGGAUGCUCUGCUGAUAGCGACUGUAAAAACUCACAAGUAUGCCUUAAGGGAACAUGUAGAUGUGGUGCAGGUUUCACAAUGAGUCCAAAAGGAUGCAUUGAUAUAGAUGAGUGUGCUAGCCAUCCUUGUCAUCAUAGCGCUAUUUGCAAAAACGACCAUGGCUCUUAUAAAUGUAUUUGUCCAGAAGGCAUGAUUGGAGAUCCAUAUACCAGUACUGGAUGUUCUGGUCCAGGCCAGUGCAGGUCAGAUAAAAACUGUCCAGACAACUUAAUAUGCAAACGAAAUAGAUGCCAAGAUCCAUGCGAUAGAUGUGGAGUAAAUGCUCUAUGUGCAGUUGCUAAUCAUCAACUGGCAUGCGCUUGUCCACCUGGACAUCUAGGAAAUCCUUUCGAUAAGACGCUGGGGUGCUUUAAGGUCGAAUGUAUUGAAAACGAUGAUUGCUCUGACGAUAAGUUUUGCAAUGCUCAUUCGAAUAAAUGCUUAGAUCCCUGCGACUUUGUGGAUUGCGGCAAAGGCUCGUGUCUCUCAGAAAAGCAUGAUGCUGUAUGCAUUUGUUCAGAUGGUUAUCGUCUAUCUGAAGAUAAGUGCGUUAACAUUAAUGAAUGUGCGGAAAGUCGCCCUUGCCAUCCAAGCGCACAAUGUAUCGAUAGUGAAGGUAGCUUUUCGUGCAUAUGCGGAGAAAACCUUGUAGGAGAUCCAAUAACUACCGGCUGCAGAAAUCCAGGAGACUGUCUAAAAGACUCGGACUGUCCAUCUUCCGCAUAUUGUGACAACGAAACGUGCAGAAACCCAUGCGAGGCACCAAAUUCUUGUGGAAAAAACGCUCUGUGCCUCCCAGUUGCCCAUAAAACAACCUGCAAAUGUCCAGAAAAGACUAGAGAAGACGCUGAACAGAACUGCAUACCAAUCGAGUGUUCUAGCAAUAAUGAUUGUGCUGGCAAUCAAAUUUGUGUCGAUUCGAUUUGUAACGAUCCAUGCUCGUUGGCUAACGUUUGCGGCCAGAACGCUGACUGCCUUGCAACAAAUCAUCAAGCAGUAUGCACUUGUCAAGCCGGUACUACUGGAGAUCCCCAUUUGGGUUGCAUAGCCGUAAGGUAUUGCGCAAAUGAUAAACAAUGCCCUCAAGGUCUCAACUGUUACAAUGGCAUCUGCACAUCACUCUGCGGAUCCUCAAGAGAUUGCAUUAAAGAUCAACUUUGCAUUCAGGGAUACUGCCAACCUACAUGCAAGACUAACUCCAGUUGCCCAGAGUUUCAGUUCUGCCAAGAUAACAUUUGUCAACAAGAAGUGCGCUGUAGAGCCAACCAUGACUGUGGUGCUACGGAACGCUGUAUUUCCAAUACUGUAGGCCAGCCGGAAUGUGUUGAUGCAUGUGAAGGAGUCUUAUGUGGACGAAAUGCUGAAUGCCAGUCCAAGAAACACGGUGCCCAGUGCGUCUGCAAGUCAGGCUUCAAAGGAAACCCAAAUAAUGAAAAGACUGGGUGUCAAAAGGUUGAAUGUGAGGAAAAUAAAGAUUGUUCCACCGAUAAGCUAUGCGACCAAAAUAUGUGCAAGAUUGCUUGUCUAGUACACAACCCCUGUGGAAAGAAUACUUUAUGUUCUGCAGAGGAGCACAAGCAAGUCUGCUAUUGCCAACCAGGUUACACUGGCGAUCCUCACUUAGGCUGUACCCUGAUAGACUUUUGUUUGGACGAACCUUGUGGACCUAAAGCCCUUUGCAGCAACUCGCACGGCUCAUUUAAGUGCCAAUGUCCAACCGGGCUCAUUGGAGAUCCCUAUAAUGAGGGAUGCAGGCCGGCAGUUGAAUGUACCAAAGACUCUGAGUGUCCGGCAGUCGCUUUUUGUGACCAAGCAACAAAUAAAUGUAAAACUAUUUGCGACAGUACACAAUGUGGACCGAACUCUGAAUGUAUAGCGGUUGACCAUCGAGGCCAUUGCACUUGUAGGAACGGCUACGAAGGAAAUGCUCAAGACUUGGUGAACGGCUGUAGACCCAAGCUGGUGAACUGUAAAACCACUCAUGAUUGCCCAGCCAAUACUUAUUGCUACGGAAAUGUUUGUAAUCCCCCUUGUAAAGGGCACGAAGAAUGUGGGACAGAUGAACAGUGCUUAGAAGGACAUUGCUUAAACCCGUGCGUACUACCCAAGGCAUGUGGUGUUAAUGCUCACUGUGAAGUAUCAGACCAUCAGAAGGUGUGCAGCUGUCCAGAAAGGUUUACAGGUCAUCAUGAUGUAGAAUGCAUUAGAUUGCCAACAUCAUGUUCUUCAGACCUGGACUGUGGGACCAACUCAACUUGCAAAGAGCAUAUUUGCAUGCCCCAAUGCAAAUCCGACCUCGACUGCGCCUUCAAUGAAAAAUGCCUUAAAGGAGACUGCAUGCUGACUUGCCGCGUAGACAACGACUGCUUCCUCGGCCAUAUUUGCCUAAGAAACAAAUGCAUAUUCGGCUGUCAUGGGGACGACGAUUGUGGAAGUAGUGAAUCUUGCAUCAAUAACAAAUGCAUCAAUCCUUGUCUUGAAAACACUUGCGGACCUAACGCACAGUGCUCAGUCUCCAAUCACCGGGCGACAUGUUCUUGUGGCGAGGGAUUGGUGCCGAACCCUACAGCCAAUGUGGCUUGCGUCCGAACACCAGCGGAACCUUGUGGGCAAAAUAGUGACUGUUCUACCAACUACAUCUGUAAAGACUCAUUCUGCAGAAGCAUCUGCUUGGCGGAUAGUAACUGCUUCAAUAACGAACGAUGUGAAAGCGGUGUCUGCAAACCGAUCUGCCGCAAGGACGACGACUGUAGAAGCGGCGAGAUAUGCGAAGGCAUUAAAUGUACUAUUGGCUGUAGGGCGAGCUCAGGAUGUCCCGAGAAUCAGUCUUGCGUAAAUAACAAAUGUGUGGAUCCCUGUUCCUCGCCUACUGCUUGUGGUACUAACGCCAAAUGUACUAUGACCGAUCACAAGAAAACUUGCGAAUGUCCUCAACAGUUGGAGGGCAAUGCGUUUGAAACGUGUAAGAGACUAAUGAAAGCGUGUGGUCAAUCUGAAGAUUGCAACUCGGAUGAGUCUUGUUUGGAAGGAUUUUGUGAAGCUAACUGCAAAACAGAUCAAAACUGCCUUGAGGAUGAAAGGUGUAUCAGAGGCACUUGCCAGAGCAUCUGUAAUUCGGAUAGUUUUUGCGCUGCACAUCAAAUUUGCGAAAACCGAAUGUGUAUUGUGGGCUGUCGAAAUGAUUCUGUUUGCUCUGAGGGUCAUGCUUGCAUCAACAGCAAAUGCCAAGAUCCUUGUAUCAGCUCCGCAACCUGUGGAUCUUGCGCCGAAUGCCACGUCAAAAACCACCUUGCUCACUGCAGUUGUCCCUCAAACUUCCUUGGGGAUCCUCUUAUAUCUUGCACGCAGCCAGUAGCCAAAUGCAACGAUCAUUGCGAAUGUGAUUCGGCUGGCUACUGUAUUAAGAAAUGUCAAGAAUCCACCGAUUGCGCGUGCGGAGAAACUUGCGUGAGUGGCCAGUGCAGAAAUAAAUGUACUGCGCAAAUCGGCUGCGCACAGGGACAAAUUUGUACAAACGGAGCGUGUAUCCCUGGCUGCAGAACUGAUGGCGAUUGUGCUAGUUCAGAGGCGUGCAAGAAGGGUAAAUGUGUUAAUGAAUGCAAACAGCCCUUUGCUUGUGGCAAGAAUGCAUUAUGCAGAGUUUCUGAGCAUAGAAAGAUCUGUUUGUGUCCAGAUGGGUAUCAAGGAGACCCAAUUGCCUUAUGUUCACCAUACCAGUGUAAAUCAGACGAUCAAUGUGAACCAAAUAAAAAAUGUGGCUCGGACGGUGUAUGUAUUAAUUCAUGCCUCGAAAAGGGAGCCUGCGGUGUUAACGCCCAAUGCAAAAUAAUUGAUCGAAAAGCAUUUUGCUCAUGUCCACCUGGUUAUGUCGGUAAUGCUCAAGUAGAAUGCAAGCCGGAAAGUAGCCAAGCGUGCCUAAAGAACCCUUGCGGUCACAAUUCCAAAUGUAAAGACCUUCCCGAUGAAAGUUUCGAAUGUUCAUGUGCCCCUGGAUGUGUGGGUGACGCCUACAGAGGAUGCGAUUGUGACGAGCAAAUCGUCAAACUCUGCAAGAACACUUUGUGUGGAGUUGGAGCAAUUUGCAAAGUAAUUAGCGGAAAACCGCAAUGUGUUUGCCCUUCAAACAAGCAAGCUGGAGAUCCUACCAUUGAAUGUUCCCAAGAUAGAAGUGCAUUGGAUUGUAGAACAGAAGGUUGUGGAACAAAUGCGGAAUGUAUAAGGGAACAAGCGUUCUUCGUUUGUCGUUGCAAGCCCGGAUUCUCCGGGCAACCAGACCAAGAGUGCCGUAAGGCAGCCGAAUGUAACAAUGAUCUUGACUGCUCGGACCAAAAAGCUUGCCUCAACUUCCAAUGUAUAAACCCCUGUAGCCUUAGGGGCGCUUGCGGCGAGAACGCCCUCUGUAAAACGAUCCAGCACCGUCCCAGGUGCUCGUGCCCCGAUUGUUAUAUCGGUAGCGCAAACACCGCGUGUCAUCCCGACCCCAAUUGCUUGAAAACCCAACCGAGACCAGCGGGGCAGGCCGUUUGCUUCAUUGAUUCAGAUUGUGAGAAUAAUUUGGCUUGUGACUUGAGAACUGGCAAAUGCCACAACCCUUGCGAGACUCAGAACGUCAAGUGCAGGGAUAAUAAGAAGUGCGAGGUGCACAACCACAGAGCCACGUGCGUCUGCAAGAACGGAUUCAUGGUGAACGAGAGGGGAGAAAUCUCGUGUGGUCCAGAAAAGGCCGAGUGUACUAGCAACGACCAAUGUCCAAGCAAUAAGGCUUGUAUAAACAGACUGUGUCAGAAUCCUUGUAAAGGUUCUCCGGCGCCCUGUCCCGCAGAUAAGGGUUGUGACGUUCAAAAUCAUAAACCAGUUUGCAUAUGCUUGAAGAACUGCAGUCCAUCCCUCUCGAUCUGUUUAAGAGAUAACGGCUGCCCCAUUGAUCAGGCCUGCAGGGCAUUCAGAUGCGAGAAUCCCUGCGAAACGGCCAACUGUCCCGAAAAUACCCCUUGUAGAGUCGAAGAUCAUAAACCGAUAUGCGAAUAUUGUCCCCCAGGAUACAAGCAAGACCCCAAAUACGGAUGCACUAAAGAUGUGCAAUGUCGAACUCACGCCGAUUGCGCAGCAACGCAAGCUUGUAUAAACCGUAAAUGUCAGAAUCCUUGUCUGGUAUCCAACCCAUGCACCAACUCUCAUGAUUGUCAGGUACAAGAGCACCAACCAGUGUGUGUUAAAGUGUGCCAAUGCCAAACUGAUCGAGAGUGCGCACAUUUAGGACAGAGGUGCGAUGGAUGUAAAUGUGUCAUAGAAGGACGAAAUCCGCAAUGUGCCCACUGCCCACCCAAUGUGCCUUGCGACCCCAUCACCGGUGCUUGUCAAAAGGAUCUGGUGACCACACCUGAAACACUAACAGAAACACAAACAAUAACAAUUGCUAGUUCCGCUCUAACACCUAAAACGGAAUUAACCACAACGGAAAUUGAAGGUACCACACAUUAUUUUACCACUGAAGGUGAGGCAUUGGAGACGACAGCAGCUACUGAGUUGAUACAGCACGUAUAUCCGGUCACAACUACUACUGAAAAAUAUGUUACGAUUACUCCGCAAUAUGCUAAUGGUAGAGCACCAGCUACUGUAAAAACUUCUACAACGCAUGUACCCCAGUUAGAAAUUAUAACAGUUAAAAAACCAGCGAUCAGUGUCACAGAGAGCGUCAUAGGGGAGAAUUUCAAGACUGGCACUACAAAGAAAUCAGAGGCAGCAAUAGUAACUACUGAAGAAGGUACAAUAACACCUGCAAAAGCUUCUAUAACAGAACAAGAAGCCACUACUUAUUUAACAGGAUUAAAAGAACAAACUAAAUUACUGUUUGAAACAACUGAAUUUACCAUUGGCAGUACUGAAGAAGCAACCCCUUUUACAACGACUAAGCCUGUACUAAGCCAAGAAACUGAAAUACCAUUAAAAGCAACCGAAACUGAAGUUAGCAGUACUGGAAGAACACCACCCAAAGAGGAAUCUGUUACAAGCGUACAACAGUCAACAGAGAGCGAAUCAAAAGUCCCUAGUUUAACAACUACAAUGGAAUUACUUACUUCUAAAGAUUCAAUAAAAACGACUCAAUCGUCUCUUACUGAAGCAUCCACAUUAAUAGCAACUUCUACUGGUUCUGAAAAAACCACAAUAUCUUUAAAGUAUGCUUCUGUUACUGAAUCAAACAUAUUUAAAGACGUAACUACUUACACAACGACUAAACCUUUAACGGAAAGCGAAGGUAUCAGUACCACAAGAACAGAACCCACCGAGGCUCCUGUUACUAGUGUAAAAGAUAUAGAAAGUACCACUCAUUCGGUUGGGACAGAAUCAACCUUUCCUGAAACGGUUUCGGUUACAAUGGAAGAACUUACUUCACAAGGUAAAUUAAAAACAUCUGAAGUAACCACUCCCACAACGACUGAACCUUUAAGGGAAAGCAACGGUAUCAGUACUACAAGAACAGAACCCACCGAGACUCCUGUUACUAGUGUAAAAGGCAUAGAAAGUACAAAAUCUUCAGUUGAAACAGAAUCAACUGUCACAGAAACAGCUUCGGUUAUAUUGGAAGAAUAUACUUCAAAAGAUUUGUUAAAAACAACUGAAGCAUCUCUUACUGAUGGACCUAUAUUAAUAGAAUCCUCCACUGCUUCAGAGGAAUCAACAGUUUCUUUGGAGAAAGCUUUUACUACAGAAUCAAAUAUAUUUGAAGAAGCAAACUCUUCCACAAGAACCCAACCCACCGAAACUUCUGUUACGAGUGUAAAAAGCAUGGAAAGUACCAAAUCUUCAGUUGAAACAGAAUCAACUGUCCCGGAGACGGCUUCGGUUACAAUGGAACCAUCUACUUCUAAAGGCUUAUUAAAAACAACUCAAGCACCUCUUGCUGAGGGACCUACAUUAGUAGAAUCCUACACUGAUUCAGACAAAUCCACAAUAUCUUUGGAAACUACUUCUGUUACUGAAUCAAAUAUAUUUGGGGAAAGUACUAAACCUUCAGUUGAAACAGAAUCAACAGUCUCUGAAACGGCUUCGGUUAUAAUAGAAGAACUUACUUCAAAAAAUGUCUUGAAAACAACUGAAGUACCUGCUACUGAAGGAUCUACUUUCAUAGAAUCCUUCACUGAUUCAGAAAAAUCUACAAUAUCUUUAGAGGCUGCUUCUGAUACGGAAUCAAAUAUAUUUAAAGAAAAAACUACUUUCACAACGAAUCAACCUAUAACUGAAAGCGAAAGUAUCAGUACUACAAGAUUACAACCCACUAACACUUCCACUAGUGUAAAAGGCACUGAAAGUACCAAACUUUCAGUUGAAACAGAAUCAACUCUCUUUGAAAUAACUUCGGUUACGAUGGAAGUGCCUACUUCUCAAGGCCUAUUAAAAACAACUGAAGCCUCUCUUACUGAGGGAUCUACAUUAAUUGAAUCCUCAACUGCUUUAAAGGAAUCAACAGUUUCUUUAGAGAGUGCUUCUACUACAGAACCAAAUAUCGUAGAAAAAGCAACAACUUCGAAAGAAAGUACUACAGUUUCAGGUGAAGUCGAAUUAACGGUCCCUAGUGGAACGACUUCUGUUUCAAUGGAAGUACCUACUUCAAAUAAUUUAUUAACUGAAUCACCUCUUAUUACCUUAAUAUCAUCCUCCACUGCUUCAGUAGAAUCAACCAUUUCUUCAGAACCAGCUUCUGUUACGGAAUCAAAAAUAUUUGAAGAAGCAACAACUUCGACAAUAAGUAAACUUGUUACCAGUGAACAAAAAUCAGCAAGUACUACAUUUUCAGGUGAAGUAGGAUUAACAGUCCCUACUAAAACGACUUCUGUUUCAAUAGAAGUACCUACUUCAAAAGAGAUAUUAACUGAAUCACCUUCUACUGAGGCCUUCCUAACGUCCACCACUGCUUCAGAAGAACCAACAGUUUCUUCAGAGCGAGCUUCUGUUACAGAAUCCAAAAUAUUUGAAGAAUCAACUAUUGUUACAACGACUGAACCUUUAAUAGGAAUAAGUCAAGAAACUGAAAAAUCAGUUGAAGGUAUUAGUACUGCAAGAACACAACCCAACGAGGAAGCUGUUACUAUUGUACAAGAAUCAGAAAGUACUAAAUUUCCAGGUGAGAUUGGAUCAACAGUCAUUAGUCAAACGACUUCGGUUACAUUGAAAUUAUCUACUUCAAAAGAUUUAUUAAAAACAACUGAAUUACCUCUUACUGAAGCAUCUACUUUAAUAGCAUCAUCUGAUGAGACAACUUUCUUUGCAACGGGUGGUUUAAAAACUGAAAAUGCUGGUACUGUAUCUUCAGAAAGUACUAAGUCUUCACUUACUACAGAUUCCGAACUGGUUAGUACAACAUCUACGAUAACAAUAGCUACUUCGCAAGAAGACUUUACUGCUCAAACUUCUUAUGAACAAGAAAGUCUUGCCAGUAGUACUACAUCUCCAACGGAACAGUAUACUACUAGUUUUCCAACAAACACCAGAAGCCAAAUUCCGGAAGAAGAAAUCAUUAAAAUAUUAACUAGUACCUCAGGUUCUUCAAGAUUAACAACUGAAUUUGACGAAAAUACUUCACAAUAUCUUAGCACUCAAUCAGAAGUCUUUAGUAAAACAUCUACAGUUUCAGUACCUAUUACAGAAGCUUCGACACAAGCAACUGAAGUAUCUUCUACUAAAGCGAGUACAAGCUCGUCCUCUACACCAUCAGAUGAUACUAAAUCUUCUUUUACAGAAUCAAAAGCUAAAGAAUCAAGUUCAGCUACAAUGACCUCAUAUGUUACAGAGGCAGAAAUACCAUUUAAAGCAACUGAAAUCGAAAUAAGUCAUACCGAGAAAGCAUUAACUGAAGAAAACCUUAUAACUUUACGCAGUGCACCAUCUUCGGAAAGUACUAAAUAUUCAGUUAUUACAGAAUCAGAGGUGCUUAAUGAAACAAGUACGAUGGCAAUGGGGGUUACUGAUUCCAAGAUACCUGGAGAAGCAACUGCCGUUACAAAUAAAGGAUAUACUGAAGGAUCAACAAUUUCAGAAAAAGUUUCUACCAUUGCUAUGGGGCAUGGUGAAUCUUCUGUAGAAGAAACUACAGUCAUCACGGCUGAAAUAGCCAUUACUGAUAAAGAAAAAGAAAGUGUAACAUCAGAAACUACUAAAUCUUCCUUUAUCACAGAGGUGCCAUCAACUGAUAUAAUAAUAACUGAGAAAGCUAUAUUGCAAGAAACAUCAACAGCAGCUGGUUUAGAAGAAGGAUCAUCAGCUACUAAAUAUCGUAGUGAAGAAACUCUGAGUACACUGACAGGAGCUUCUAAGGAAAUUACUUCCACAGUACCAUCAAUAACAACCAUUAGUGAGUUAGAUGUAACAAAAGAUAUAACCGAAAAAUCAUCACAGCGAAACACUGAGGGAAGCACUGCAGAACAGCCAUUGUCGACUGUUGCAACCACAAGUAUUGGAACUUUCGAAUCUAAAAGUAAAGGAACGACUGAAACAAUAAUUGAAUCAACAACUCAAUCUAACGAAUAUAUUUCCACAAUGGGUUCUUCUGAAGGUGCUAAAGAAAGAACUACAACAGUGCUACCAAAAACUACGAGAAACUUGGGUGAACUUGAUCAAACUGAGACCGAGAAUAUUCCUACAGUAACAACUCAAGUACCAUCGAGGGUCACUGAGAUUACCGGGGAAACUGUUAGUGCAGAAACUUCUUCACAAUAUAGACCAAGUCAACCAGAAUCUUCAACUAAUGUUUUUGAGGCCAGUACAACAACGCAAGAAGCAGAAGCAAUAUCACAAGUUUUUUCAAGUUAUCAAACAACAGAAUCAAACUUGCUAGAAAGUGGGAGCACCUUAAUAAUUCCUUCUGCAGAAAGUACAAUAGUGACAGAACAACCAGAUAGAACAACUGAAAAAACUGUGUUUACUGUGACACCUAAAGGCGGAAGUGAAUCUGCUACUGGUACCUCAACUGAAAAGGAGCUAUCUACAAUUGAAACAAGAAAAACAACAUUAACUACUGUUGCUAUUGAGAAGGAAGGAACCUCAACAACAACUAUACUUAAAGAGUUAGGUACAGAAGGCAAUUUGGAUCAAGAAAAAGGUAUUUCUACUGUAAGCGAACUAUCAACUGACGAAACUUCAACUGUAGUCGCUGGUCAUAGUACCACAGCUGUGCCAGAAAAUACAGUUAUCACAACUAUUAAACAAACUAGUUUCCCUGAAGGUACUACUGUCUUUUAUUUGCCAGAAAGUACCAAAAUGUCUUUAACCGAAUCAUCUGUAGAACAAGAAGAACAAACAGAGCAUGAAACAACUGAGGAUCAUACGGAUUCUGGCAGUCUAGACCAAACUACACCAACUGGUAUAGUUGAGUUUUUAUCAACACAGAUAAUGAGAGAAUCAUCAACGAAACAAUUUGCUACUUCCUUCCACAUAGGUAGUACUAUUGCGGGAGAUGAGACAAAAACUGAAGAUUAUGGUGCAAAACAAUCUAGUGUUUUAACUUUGGAGACAACUAAAGGGACUUCAAUUUCUGAAGGUGUUACGGAAAUUUCAUCAUCAACACCACAAGGAGAAGGUGAAGAAUUAACCAUAGAACCGCUUUCUAGCACUAUAAAAAUGUCAACAUCUGAAGCAGAAAGUGGUUUAAGCACCAAAAAAUAUUUUUCGAAAGAAUCAACAACGCAGGCAUAUAGUCCUUCUGAAAGUGAAGCCACAAGUUCUUUGGAAACUGCUACUGAAACCAUAUCAGAAAUAACAGUUACUUCAGGUAAUAUUAAUACUAGUCAAGGUAAGGAACAAGAAAAGCAAUAUACUACUAUGAGCUCAACUCCGUCUUAUUCUGAAACACUUAAGACAGUAUCUUCUGAAGUAACUGAAAUCGUACAAGAGAGUACAAGCAAUAUUGGAACAUCUACUAAUAAAGUUAUUUUAGUCACUGAGGAGAAGGAAGCUUCAACCUCAUAUAUCGAAGAAUUAACAACUCAAAUCUCACUUCAACAAGAAACUACUCGAGCACCGACUAGUACACAAGUUUCCUCAGAAACAACACCGCUGCUUGAAGAAAAUACCUCACAAUAUUUUAGCACAGAAACUGUAGAAAGUCAUAUUAGUACAAAUGAAUCAACUACAUCUUUAGAAAGCGAAUCUCAAACAACACAAUCAACUACUUUAGGGAAAUUUAAAGAAACUACUUCCACAGAGGCUGGAGAGCAAAGUUCUGAAACUUUGGCUGAUAGAGGUUUGACUGCCACCAUACCUACUGAAUCAACUGAAAGUUCUACCAAACUUGUAGUGACUACCACAUCUUAUUCACUUAAUGAAACUGAAGCCACCACACAAUCGAUAAAUUUAGAGCAAACGACCAUUGUAUGGCCAACAAUGUCUUCAACGACAUCAGAAACUUUGAUCGGUCGAAACAAACCAGGAAUAGAAGCUUUUGCUACCGCCUCAACCCAACUUGCAACAGACUCAAAAUACACAACUACAAGUAUUGUAGACUUACAUAAAGUGACCUCUGAGAUACCUGUAAAUACGGCUACAAUGGAAACAGCAGCCGGAUUCACGUACGAAACCAUAACAGCGCAGUAUCCUCAAGAACAAAUGACAGUACCUACGUCGAAAAAUUUAGUAACAGAGUCUGCACGGCCCUCUACCAUUGUGCAUGUAGAGGAAACAGCUGAAACUGCUACUUUCCAUAUAACUGAGAGACCAUUAACUACUCCUAUUAGUGUUUCGACUACUCCCAAGGAGUACUCGGUAACAUUUACUAUCCCAACUGAAAAAGUUGUGUAUGUGAAAUCAGAAACAACAGCUGCACCAGUAGAAACAACGACGAAGUUCUUCGGAGAAGUUUCAACUCUCAGUACUCUGCUUACCACAAGAGAAGUAUAUGAAAUUACUACUAUUGGUAAGACUAGCAUCCCUAUUAGUGAGGGAGAGGUCAUAGAGAUCGUCACUCCUUUAUAUCGACCUGAAGGGGAUAGCAGUACUACUGAAGGAGUUAAGCAUCACGUUGUCAUGACCACUGAGCAGCUAGAAGAGCUUACUACUACAGGUAGCACAACUGUUUCAAAAAUAAUGUCAACCACUGAGAGUGGGUCUUCUAGUACUCUCACAGCAGAGACAUUUACUACUAUAGAAAAUAUUAGCGAGUCAACUGAAAGUUCUUUAGUACCUGGUAAAGAAGCUGGCACGUCUCUAUCAACUAGUGAAGUCUCUAAAGAAAUAGCAACAGAAUCUGAAGUAACAAGUGGUAUCACUACUGAACGUCAACAAGCAACUACAAUAAGGACUUCUGAAGAAGAAAAUAUAACCAUGGGUUUAACCUCAAAAAGUGAGAGCACUACUGAAACUAAAUUGACUACUAGUUGGUCCCCUCUUCAGCUAAACGUAACAGAGUCUUUUACAUCUUUUGAUUUUACGACUUCAGAGGACGUUGAGGGUCCAGAAACAAAAUCUCCUCCUUCAAAGAAAGUCAGUGGUAUAUCUAGUACAAUAACAGAAGAUAUGACGGAAAUCAGUUCUAAACUUUCAACUGUUGCUGCAAGCUCAGAAGAAACUACGAGUUUUACAAUGACUCCAACAGAUUCGAGCUCUUCUACCUCUCAUAAAGAUUCAUUCUUAACAUCUACUACCGUAGGCUCGUUGGAUACUGAUUCUACUGCAACUGAAACUGUUACUACAGAGAAAGUAGAGCUAUCAACACAGUACUCGAUCCAAGAAAGUACUAUGAGCGAACCUGGACUUGUAGAAGGUGAUAGAGCUUCUUUAACAACUAAAGAACCAAGUGCCAUCGAUCAGUUUACGGGGUCUUCAGUUACUUUUAAGAAAACAACCAUUGAACAUUUCGGUACAAAUGUAGAAACUACAUCAGCUGAGGCUUCGGUACCAGAGUCAAUGGCUACUGAGUCAUAUAGUUCCACACUGACCGUUGCAUUGACUCCAAUAGAAACUACCGAAUCAAGCUCACUUACUUCUCAUAAAGAAUUUACUACUCUACAGUCGUUAGAUACAGGUUACUCUACAACUGAAACUAUUAUUACAGAAAAAGUGGAGUUAUCAACACAAAUCCCUGUCCAGGAAAGUACUAUGAGCGAAUCUGAAAUGACUUUAGAACAUGGAAUAGAAGGUGACAGAACUUCUGUAACGACUAAAGAACCAACUACCAUCGAUCAGUUUACGGAAUCUUCCGUGGCUUUUGAGAAAACUACCAUUGAACAUUUUGUUACAAAUGUAGAAACUACAUCAGCUGAGGCUUCGGUAGCAGAAUCAAUGGCUACUGAGCCAUACAGUUCCACAUUGACUGCUGAAUUGAUUCCAAUAGAAACUACGGAAUCUACUUCUAAUAAAAAAAUUUCAACAUCUACCACUCUAAUGUCCUCAGAUAUUGGUUACACUGCAACUCAAACUGUGUCUACAGGGCAAGAAAUUACCACUAGCGAACAUGUAACGACUAAAGAAUCAAGUGCCAUUGAUCAGUUUACGGAAUCUUCCGUUGCCUUUGAGCAAACGACCAUUGAACAUUUCGUUACAAAUGUAAAAACUACAUCAGCUGAGGCUUCAGUAUCAGAAUCAAUGUUUACUGAGCCACACAGUUCCACAUUGACUGCUGAAUUGAUUCCAACAGAAACUACUGAAUCAAGCUCAUUUACUUCUCAUAAAGAAUUUGUUACUACAGAAAAAGUAGACUUAUCAACAAACCCCUUAAACCAAAAAACUACCAUGAGCGAACCUGAAACAACUUUAAGUGUUAUACAAGGCGGUCGAGCUUCUUUAACGACUGAAGAACCGCAUGCUAUUGAUCAGUUUACUGAAUCUUCAGUUGCCUUUGAGAAAGCUACUAAUGAACAUUUCGUUACAAAUGCAGAAACUACAUCUGCAGUUACGGAAUCAAUGGUUGCUUCAAUCAAUGUUACUACGAUCUCUCCUAUGUUGACCACGAUCAUGACAUUUACUACAAACGCGGUAAUAUCAGUAAAAAAUUUUACGGAUCAACAAAUGACCCAAUGCCUCACAGAUACAGACUGCGAAGAUGCGGAAGUUUGUAUCUUUAAAAUGUGUAUAAAUGUGUGUACCGUGGGCAAUCUGUGUGGCAGUAAUGCCAUUUGUACGUCGGAGGAUCACGCGGCCGAUUGCACUUGUCCUCCUCACCAUUUCGGAGAUCCUCACAGGAUUUGUUAUCCAGAGCCUCAUGGUGAGCGCGCACCAAAACCGUGCGAGUCAGACUCGGACUGUCUCGAGUCAGAGGCGUGCUAUCUCGGGCUCUGUCAGGAUCCGUGCGAGUUUACUAGCGCCUGCGCGGCAGGCGCCAGGUGUCAAGCGAAAAUGCACAGGCCCAUAUGUACAUGUCCAAUGGGAUUCGAAGGAAACCCGGCCGUUAAGUGCACGAAAUCGCCUACAAUGGGUUGUACAGCCAACGAAGACUGUCCUAUUAGUGAAGCAUGUAUAGAUCGAGCAUGCCAAAGACCUUGCGAUGUUCAUAAUCCCUGUGCCCAACAUUCUGUUUGUAUCAAUACCAACCAUGGAUGCGACUGUAGUUGCGAAGAAGGUUAUCAAGGAAAUGGUUUUGUUGGAUGCUCACCAGGUAUAUUUACAUACAUUUACAAAAAAAAACCAUCUUACACCUAUCUAUACGUAGUGCUCGACUAUGGCCCACCAGUCUGCCAAUACAACGAAGACUGCCCACCAAACAAGUUAUGCGAUAGAUUAAACAGAAGAUGCAUAAACCCAUGUUUUGAAGACUCUUGCGGAGACAACGCCGAAUGCAUACCUAAAAACCAUGAAGCCACCUGCGUUUGCUUACCAGGUUACGAAGGAAACGCCUAUAUAGAAUGCUCAGGAGUGUACGGCUGUAGACACGACUCAGAAUGCUCUACAAAUGAAGCCUGUAUCAACCAGCAAUGCAUAUCCCCUUGCAACUGUGGUGUAAAUGCCAUCUGCGAUGUGGUCAACCAUAAAGCUCAAUGCAAGUGUCCUGCAGGAUAUCUAGGCGAUGCCAGGGUAUCCUGUCAGCCACCGACCAACCCAUGCGAUCCCAACCCUUGCGGUACCAAUGCCCUCUGUGAACUAGAUAACGGAAACCCUAUUUGCUUCUGCCCUAAGGGUCUUACAGGAAAUCCUUUUAAGAAUUGCAUUCCAGAAGGCGACGAAUGUUCUCCAAACCCCUGCGGUCCAAAUUCGGGCUGUAGAGUGGUAGGAGGUAACGCAGUAUGUUUCUGUCUACCAGAAUUUGAAGGAACACCUCCUCAUAUACCAUGCAGUUUACCAACCAACCCUUGCGACCCAUCACCCUGCGGUCCUAAUACACAAUGCUCAAUACUCGCAAAUGGUUUUGCCAAAUGUACUUGCUUGUCAGGCUUCCUCGAAAGUCCAAACACUAUAAGAGGCUGCGUAGAAGCCAAGAACCCUUGCGAACCCAGUCCAUGUGGACCCGGAGCACUUUGCGAUCCUCACGGAGAGCCUGUUUGCUAUUGUCCGUACGGAACAGUUGGAAAUCCGUUUAAAAGCUGUGCUGGAGGUGUGGAGAAACGACUGUGUAGCCCUGGUCCUUGCGGACCUAACGCUGACUGCUACAAUACCAACAAUGAAGAGCAAUGCUUCUGCAGGUCAGGAUUUAUAGGUGAUCCCUAUACUGGCUGUAGAAUUCAACCAUCGAGCCCCUGCGUACCCAAUCCUUGCGGCCCUGGUGCUCAAUGCGUUAUUACUCCGGACGGAAACUCAAUGUGCAGAUGUCCAGAUGGUAUGGGAGGAGAUCCUACGGGACCUUUAGGAUGUUCCGGAUAUGAAUGUGUGACAGACGAGAGCUGUGGAGAUCAUCAGGCCUGCAUAGCAUAUAGGUGCAGAGAUCCUUGUCCAGGAUCUUGCGGAUUAAACGCCGAUUGCAGAGUAGAGAAGCACCAUCCCGUGUGUACUUGUCAGCAUGGCUUAACUGGAAAUCCCAUCAUAAGAUGCUUCCCAAUACCUUUUGAACUUCCACCACACGACCCAUGCAUGCCAAACCCCUGUGGGUUGAACACCUUAUGCCAAGUGGUUGGCACUAGGGCCGUAUGUUCUUGCCUUCCAGAUUUCCAUGGGGAUCCUCAAAGUGGUUGUCAACCAGAAUGCUUAAUAAAUUCUGACUGUCCAAUGAACAAGGCGUGCUUAGACAGGCAUUGUAAAGAUCCUUGUGCCCAAGGUCAUCUUUGUGGUGUAAACGCUGUAUGUCAAGUUCGUGACCACACUGCUUCUUGCGUCUGCCUUAAAGGAUUUAUGGGAGAUCCAUUUUUACAAUGUAUACAUUCUCCACCAGUAUCAAUACCCACUUACACUAAUGUAACAACUCAACCUUGCACUCCGUCGCCUUGUGGUAGUAUGGAAUGUAGCAGUUAUGGCACUCAGAUAGCCAUAUGUGAUCCUUGCUUAGGACCAGAGGCAGCGUAUAAUCCUUAUUGUAGACCGGAAUGUCUUUCAAAUGCUGACUGUCCAUUCCACCAAGCGUGUUUGAGAUUUAACUGUAUAGAUCCUUGCCCAGGCUCUUGUGGAGUCAAUGCUGUGUGUUCAGUAGUUUCGCAUACGCCAAUCUGUAGCUGUCCACAAGGUUUGAUUGGUGAUCCGUUCCAACAAUGCGUAGUACCAGCUGUAACAGAACCGGCACCAAAAGACACUUGUCUUUAUCAACGCUGUGGGGUAAACGCUGAUUGCAUUGAAAAACAACGCGGAAUCGCAUGCAUUUGUAGAAAAGGAUUCUUCGGAGAUCCGUACCUUGCCUGCAGACCCGAGUGUGUUAUAAAUCCAGACUGUUCAUUGGACAAGGCCUGCGUUAACGCCAAAUGUUCAAAUCCUUGCACUGACGUAUGUGGCGUAGGUGCACAAUGCGACGUAGUGAAUCACAUUCCAAUUUGCUAUUGUCCUCCCGGACAUACAGGCGAUCCAUUUGUAUCAUGCUACAAAGUAGUAAUACCUAGUUUACCUCACCUGCCUCCGGAAAAUCCAUGUGACCCAUCGCCUUGCGGACCUUUCAGUAGAUGUUUAGUAUCUCAUCAAGGCUACGCGACAUGCUCAUGUUUGCCCAACUAUCAAGGUGUACCGCCAGUGUGCAAGCCUGAAUGUAUCUCCACAUCAGAAUGUCCUCAAACAAAGGCUUGCAUCAACCAGAAAUGUACCGAUCCAUGUCCAGGCACUUGUGGAUCUGGAGCCAUUUGUUCUGUGAUAAACCACAAUCCCUUAUGCAGUUGUCCUCCAGGUUUCCAAGGAGAUCCGUUCUUUGGUUGCGCUCCAACACCAGUCGAAGAACGUCAACCAUCUACAACACCUGAACCGCUUAACCCAUGCGCACCAUCGCCAUGUGGUCCAAACUCAAUUUGCCAAAUAAAAGAGAAUCGACCAGUGUGCUCUUGUGUAGCCAAUUACAUUGGUAGCCCGCCGUAUUGUAGACCAGAAUGUGUCAUAAGUCAAGAAUGUCCUCAGCAUCAGGCUUGCGUUAAUGAAAAGUGCGUCGAUCCUUGUCCAGGCACUUGUGGACUGAAUGCUAAGUGUGAUGUGGUGCAUCAUACACCCUUCUGCAGCUGCUUGUAUGGUUAUGAAGGUGACGCCUUUGUUGGCUGUACAAGAAUAGUGGUAGCGACGAGACCAAAGGAUCCAUGCAACCCAUCACCCUGCGGUGAAAAUGCUCAAUGUUCCGUGAGUGGAGGAUCUGCUAAAUGCACCUGUAUUCCUCCAUAUAUUGGUAACCCCUACUCAGGAGGCUGUAGGCCGGAAUGUACUAUGAACUCCGAAUGCCCAAGUCAUCUGGCAUGUUUAUCAUUGCACUGUAGAGACCCUUGUCAAGGCUUAUGCGGUAUUAAUGCCGAGUGUAGUGUAUUUAAUCAUAUUCCUGUCUGCACUUGUGCCAGAGGAUUAAUUGGGGAUCCACAGACUGCUUGUAGAGAACCACCUAUACAAGAAAAACCGAGACCAUGUGAACCUUCCCCGUGUGGACCAUACAGUGUUUGUCGAACACGUAAUGACCAAGCCAUAUGCUCGUGUCAAGUUGGGUACUCAGGACAACCACCACACUGUAGACCAGAAUGCUUAGUCAGCUCGGAAUGUACCUCGGAUAAGGCCUGCAUCAAUCAGAAAUGUCAAGAUCCGUGUCCUGGAACAUGCGGAGUCAAUGCCAGAUGCCUUGUUAGCAACCACAAUCCAAUCUGCAGCUGUCCAGCUAACUUUGUCGGAGAUCCUUUCGUUAUAUGUAGGGAAGAAGAACGUAAAGUGGAACCAUCACCAGCGACUCCUUGUAUACCUUCACCAUGCGGCGCAAACGCCGAAUGUCAACCAGUAAGCAACCGAGCAGUAUGCACCUGUCUACCAGGAAUGUUCGGAGCACCGCCCAACUGUAGACCAGAAUGUUCCAUCGACCAGGACUGUCCUCUCACUCUGACUUGUACAAACCAGAAGUGUAGGGAUCCUUGUGUGGGUUCUUGCGGCUUCAAUGCCGAGUGCAGCGUGAUUAACCAUAGACCAAUAUGUAAUUGUCAGUCUGGGUUUGAAGGCGAUCCGUUUUCCGGUUGUAAUCCUGUGGUUGUAGUCGAAACGCCUCGCAACCCUUGCAACCCGUCCCCCUGCGGCUCAAACGCCAUAUGUAAAGAACGUAACGGCGCAGGCCCGUGCGCAUGCGUCCAAGGUUACUUCGGAGACCCUUACUCGGGCUGUAGACCCGAAUGCGUUACCAGUAGCGAAUGUUCUCACGAUAAAGCAUGCUUAAACAUGAAAUGCGCGGAUCCCUGUCCCGCUACGUGCGGCGUUAAUGCCGAAUGUUCCGUUAUCAAUCAUAACCCCCAAUGUUUCUGUAGUCCCGGAUUUACUGGAAACGCCCUGUUUAUUUGCAAGAAGAUCGAACCUAUCGUAAUAGAAGAACCAAAACGUAACCCUUGCAUUCCUUCACCCUGCGGGCCAUAUAGCGUAUGUCAAACAAUAAAUGACAGGCCGGUGUGCUCAUGCGCGGCCGGCUACUUCGGGGCUCCGCCCAUGUGCAAACCAGAAUGCGUGGUAAACUCCGAAUGUACCUUGGACAAGACUUGUCAGAAUCAGAAAUGCGUUGACCCAUGCCCUGGAACCUGCGGGUUGAACGCCUUAUGUCGGGUGGUAAAUCAUAGUCCGAUUUGUAGUUGUGCGCCUGCGUAUGUUGGCGAUCCCUUUAUCAGAUGUGUUCCCGAAGAGAAACGUCCAGUAGAAGUCGAGCCUUCGAACCCGUGCGUCCCAAGUCCAUGCGGAACAUUCUCGGAAUGUAAACCGAUAAAUAACAGACCAGUUUGCUCUUGCUUGCCUAAUUACUUUGGUCAACCGCCAAACUGUCGACCAGAAUGUGUAAUAAACUCCGAAUGUACGUCAAAUAAAGCCUGUGUAAAUCAAAGAUGUAAAGAUCCUUGUCCGGGAUCAUGUGGUUAUAAUGCCCAAUGUAGAGUCGUUAAUCACGUGCAAGUGUGCUAUUGCCUAGAAGGUUUUACCGGAGAUCCGUUCACCGGAUGUCAAGAAAUCAUCCCCGUAGAAGAACCCGCUAGACCUUGCAAUCCUUCGCCUUGCGGCAUAAAUGCCGAAUGUAAAGAGUUAAAUGGCGCGGGUUCGUGUACCUGCAUUCCAGGGUAUUUCGGAGAUCCUUACACUGGCUGUAGACCAGAGUGCGUCCAGAACUCUGAAUGUCCCAGAGAUAAAGCGUGCAUUAAUAACAAAUGCGUGGAUCCGUGUCCAGGAACUUGCGGCUUAAAUGCUGAAUGCGUUGUUAGUAAUCACUAUCCAAGUUGUAUUUGUUUAGAUGGAUUUACUGGGAAUCCUACGCUGUCAUGUCAUCAAAUACCUGCAGUUAUACCUCCUCCAGAAGAACCUAAAAACCCAUGCCAACCAUCACCAUGUGGUCCAUUCAGCCAAUGUAGGGUAGCAAACGGACACGCCGUAUGCUCUUGUCAGCAAAACUAUAUCGGAGCCCCACCCAUGUGCAAACCUGAAUGUUUAGUGAGCUCAGAAUGUUCACAAGACAGAGCUUGUAUCAAUCAAAAAUGUAAAGAUCCUUGCCCUGGAACUUGCGGUCUAAACGCUUUAUGCCACGUUAUCAAUCAUAACCCAAUUUGUAGUUGCUCUCCCGGACUUAUCGGUGAUCCGUUUGUAAGAUGCAUCCAAGAAGAACGCAAACCGGUGGUUGAGCCAACCAACCCCUGCAUUCCCUCUCCUUGCGGCCCCAACUCUCAAUGUAGAGUAGUAGGCACCCAAGGUGUUUGCUCAUGUCUACCCAACUAUAUCGGUAGAGCUCCAAACUGUAGACCAGAAUGCACCAUUAAUCAAGAAUGUCCGGGAAAUCUGGCUUGCAUAAACGAAAAAUGUCGUGACCCUUGCCCCGGCUCUUGCGGCUUUAAUGCCCAAUGCGUAGUAACAAAUCACUCACCACACUGCCAAUGCCAAGUAGGAUUCACUGGUGACCCCUUCAAUGGUUGUUCAUCCAUUCCAAUUGCUCCAGUAGAAGAAGAACGAAAUCCAUGCAACCCAUCACCAUGCGGAGCUAAUGCUGAAUGCAGAGAACGAAAUGGAGCAGGGUCAUGUGCAUGUUUGCCGGAAUAUUUUGGAGAUCCGUAUACUGGAUGUAGACCGGAAUGCGUCACGAACACUGACUGUCCAAGGGAUAAGGCCUGUUUUAAUAAUAAAUGUAAAGAUCCAUGUCCAGGAAUUUGUGGAGUCAAUGCUGAGUGUAGGGUGUCCAACCAUGUGCCCUCUUGCUUCUGUUUUGACGGAUAUACCGGAAACCCUUCAGUGUCUUGUCAUUUACCACCACCAAUUAUAGAAGUGCCUGAAAAUCCUUGCCAGCCAUCCCCUUGUGGGCCCUACAGUGUCUGUAGGGAAGUGAAUGGUCAUGCCGUCUGUUCUUGUCAACAAAAUUAUAUUGGCUCCCCACCAAUGUGUAAACCUGAAUGUAUGACAAGCGCAGAAUGCUCAUUAGACAAGGCUUGCAUAAAUACGAAAUGCCAAGACCCUUGCCCUGGAACAUGCGGGCUUAAUGCUCUUUGCAAAGUGAUUAAUCAUAAUCCGAUAUGUAGUUGCUCUGGUGGAUUUACUGGGGAUCCAUUUGUCAGGUGUAUACAAGAAGAACGGAAGCCUGAGCCACUCCCUCCAGCAAAUCCUUGUGUGCCGUCACCUUGUGGACCAAAUUCCGUCUGUAGAGUAAUUGGAAAUACCCCAGCCUGUUCUUGCGUGGAAACUUUCGUUGGCAGGCCACCGAACUGUAGACCCCAAUGUACCGUUAACUCAGAAUGUCCCGCCAAUUUGGCUUGUCAAAAUAAUAAAUGUGUAGACCCAUGUCCAGGGUCCUGUGGGGCCAACACCGAAUGCAUGGUACUAUCACAUCGACCCGUUUGUACUUGUAGAAUUGGUUUUACUGGUGAUCCUUUCUCGGGAUGUAAUGUUAUUCCAAUUGUUCAACCUGUUGAAGAAGAACGUAAUCCUUGUAACCCAUCUCCUUGCGGAGCAAAUGCUGAAUGUAGAGAACGAAACGGAGCUGGAUCGUGUGUCUGUUUGCCGGAAUACCUUGGAGAUCCUUACACCGGCUGUAGGCCGGAGUGUGUCACCAACACAGAUUGUCCCAGAGAUAGAGCAUGUAUCAAUAAUAAAUGCAAAGACCCAUGCCCGGGCACUUGUGGAGUUAAUGCUCAGUGUACUGUGCCAAAUCAUGCUCCGUCUUGCGAAUGCUUACCUGGAUAUACUGGAAACCCGUUUACUUCCUGUCAUUUACCACCACCCAUAAUUCCUGAAGCAAAAAUCAACCCCUGUUCACCAUCCCCUUGUGGACCAUACAGUGUAUGUAAAAAUAUUAAUGAUCACGCCGUAUGUUCUUGUCAACCAGAAUAUGUGGGUGCACCACCAAAGUGUAGGCCAGAAUGUAUGGUUAGCUCGGAAUGUGCUCAGAACCAAGCAUGCAUUAAUCAAAAGUGUAAAGAUCCUUGUCCAGGAACCUGCGGUAUUAAUGCUAAAUGUCAAGUGGUGAAUCACAAUCCGAUUUGCAGCUGCCCAGAGAAUUAUGCUGGAGAUCCUUUUGUGAGAUGUGUGUUACAGCCAAAAAAACCAAUAGAAACCCCAAGUGGUAACCCCUGCGUACCAUCUCCUUGCGGUCCCAACUCCCAAUGUAGGGUGGUUGGUACCCAAGCAGCAUGCUCUUGUCUGCCAAACUACAUCGGCAGAGCACCCAAUUGUAGACCGGAGUGUACCAUAAACGCUGAAUGUCCGGGAAAUCUUGCAUGCCAAAAUGAACGUUGCAAAGAUCCUUGUCCAGGAUCUUGUGGAAGUUUUACCAGUUGUUUUGUUUUAAAGCACGCGCCCGUAUGUCAGUGCUCGAUUGGGUAUACUGGUGAUCCGUUUACUGGAUGUUCCAUCAUACCACCUUCUCCACCUGUAACUGAACAACCACGUAACCCUUGCAACCCUUCACCUUGCGGCGCAAACGCAGUAUGUAAAGAACGAAACGGUGCGGGAUCUUGCGCAUGCUUGCCCGAAUACUUUGGAGAUCCUUAUACUGGUUGUAGACCUGAAUGCGUAGUCAACUCAGACUGUGACAGAAGUAGAUCUUGUGUUAAUAAUAAAUGUAUAGACCCUUGCCCAGGAACAUGCGGCUUAAACUCGGAAUGUAGCGUAAUAAACCACUCUCCGUCUUGUAGUUGUAUUCCGGGCUAUACUGGAGAUCCUACUAGAGUUUGCAACCUGAUUGAAGCUAUUGUAGAGGAACCACAGAACCCGUGCCAACCGUCACCUUGUGGACCGUAUAGUGCAUGUAGGGAAGUAAAUGGGCAUGCAGUUUGUUCUUGUAAUGUUGGCUAUAUUGGGUCACCACCGAUGUGUAGACCUGAAUGUGUAGUUAGCUCUGAAUGUCCCCAAGAUAAAGCGUGCGUUUCCCAAAAAUGUGUAGAUCCCUGCCCGGGGACUUGUGGACUCAAUGCCCAGUGUAGAGUCGUAAACCACAACCCGAUCUGCACUUGUUUAACUGGGUUUACUGGAGAUCCAUUUAUUACUUGUUCAAAGAUUCAAUUACCACCACCAACCAAAAAACCCGAAAACCCAUGUGUCCCGUCACCGUGCGGGCCAAACUCACAAUGUAGAGUAAUUGGUGACCAAGCCGCAUGCUCGUGCUUGCAAAACUUUAUCGGUAGACCUCCGAACUGUAGACCCGAAUGUAUAAGCGACUCUGAAUGUCCAAACCAUUUAGCAUGUAAAAACGAAAAAUGUAAAGACCCCUGCCCUGGAUUAUGUGGGGUAAAUGCCCAGUGCACUGUAGUAAACCAUCAAGCUAUUUGUUCUUGCUUCCCUGGAUAUACUGGAGAUCCGAGUAGUUCUUGUAACUUACCUCCUCCACCUUUGACUGAGAGACCACGUACUCCAUGCUCACCAUCACCAUGCGGCCCGAACUCGGAAUGCCGAGAAAAGAAUGGGGCAGGCGCAUGUUACUGUGUACCAGGAUUUGAAGGCAAUCCGUACGACAAUGACAGAGGUUGCAGAAGAGAAUGUGAAGUUAGCAACGAUUGUGCGCCAACUCUAGCAUGCGUAUCAUUCAAAUGUGUCGAUCCAUGCCCUGGAACCUGUGGAACCUUGGCAGAAUGCCACGUAAACAAUCAUGUUCCAACUUGCAUAUGUCCGACUGGAUAUGUUGGCGAUCCGUUCUUCCAAUGCCGUAUCGCACCAACUGAGCCACCCCCAAUAAUCAACCCAUGUCAACCAUCUCCCUGUGGGCCUAACAGCCAAUGUAGAGAAGUUAAUAAGCAAGCGGUGUGCUCAUGUUUACCUCAGUAUAUCGGAUCACCACCUAACUGCCGACCCGAAUGCGUGGUUAAUUCCGAAUGUCAACUCGAUAAGGCUUGCAUCAACCAGAGAUGUGGCGAUCCAUGCCCCAAUACAUGUGGUCUAGGAGCUCAAUGUACGACAAGAAAUCACAAUCCGAUUUGUGCUUGUCCACCUGGUUAUACUGGAGAUCCAUUUACAAGAUGUUCGCCUCAACCGCCACCACCACCACCAGAAAUUACUACUGAAAGGCCGCCAUCUUGUCAGCCAAGCCCAUGUGGCCCUAACUCUAUUUGUAAAAUUGUCGGCAGUUCUCCAUCAUGUUCAUGUUUGCCUGAUUACAUAGGAGCACCACCUAACUGCAGACCCGAAUGUGUACUAAGUUCCGAGUGUGGUAGCAAUUUGGCUUGUAUUAAUCAAAAAUGCAAAGACCCUUGCCCUGGCUCAUGCGGAUCAAACACGAUUUGUAAUGUUCUUAAUCAUAUCCCAAUUUGCACUUGCCAAGAAGGAUUUACUGGAGAUGCCUUUACCAGUUGUUAUUUAAUACCGCCAUCGACAAAGGCUCCAGAAACUGACCCUUGCCACCCAUCACCGUGUGGUCCCAACGCCCAAUGCAACAAUGGAGCAUGUACGUGCCUUCCUGAAUAUAUUGGCAACCCUUAUGAAGCUUGUAGACCCGAAUGCGUUCUUAGCACAGAAUGUACUAGAGAUAAGGCGUGUAUCAGAAAUAAAUGCGUUGAUCCUUGUCCAGGCACUUGUGGUCAGAAUGCCCGAUGUGACGUAAUAAACCAUAUUCCAUCUUGCUCAUGUCCUGACGGUUAUACUGGUGAUCCGUUUGUUAACUGUAGAGUGUCUGAACCUCCACCACCAAAAGCUAACCCUUGCAACCCAUCACCGUGUGGUCCAAACAGCCAAUGCCGUGAAGUAAAUGAACAAGCGGUAUGCUCUUGUUUGCCAAGUUAUCAAGGCAGCCCACCAGGUUGCCGACCUGAGUGUGUGGUUAGUGCUGAAUGCCCACAAGAUCGAGCCUGUAUAAAUCAAAAGUGUAUUGAUCCGUGUAGCGGAACUUGUGGUGCUAGAGCUAGAUGUGAAGUAAGAAAUCACAAUCCGUACUGCUCCUGCCCUGAAGGAGAAACCGGAGAUCCGUUCCAGAGUUGUAGACCAAUUCCACCAGAGCCUGUCACUAGACGACCCGUAGUAACGGAUCCUUGUAAACCAUCACCUUGCGGCCCUAACUCUAUUUGCAGGCCUGUCGGCGAGUCUUAUGCUUGCAGCUGUUUGCCAGAGUACAUAGGCAAUCCACCAAACUGCAGGCCAGAAUGUGUCAUAAAUACUGAUUGCACCAGCAGACUAACGUGUAGCAAUAAUAAAUGCGUGGAUCCUUGCCCAGGAACUUGCGGUCAGGAUGCAGAAUGUCAAGUACACAACCAUGCAGUUACGUGUUCAUGUAGAUCAGGCUUUUCGGGAGAUCCGUUCGUUCAAUGUGUAAGAAUUACCGAACCAAUUAAGCCUUGUGAACCGUCACCUUGCGGAUCAAAUGCCGAAUGCAAGGAAAGGAAUGGAGCUGGCGCUUGCAUAUGUUUACCCGACUAUGUUGGCAAUCCUUAUGAGGGUUGCAGGCCUGAAUGUGUAUUAAGUUCCGACUGUCAAUCUAAUAAGGCUUGUAUUAGGAACAAGUGCGUUGAUCCUUGUCCAGGCACCUGUGGACAGAAUGCUGAAUGUUCUGUUAUCAAUCAUGUGCCAACCUGUAAUUGUAUCUCAGAUUUCACUGGGGAUCCGUUUGUGGUUUGUUCACCAUUACCACCAGAACCGGUAACCGAGGAACCAAUAAGAAAUCCUUGCCAACCGUCCCCAUGCGGACCAAACAGUCAGUGUCGCGAGAUUAACAACCAAGCAGUCUGCUCUUGCUUACCAGAAUACCAAGGCUCACCACCUAACUGUAAGCCUGAAUGCGUAGUAAGCUCAGAAUGUCCUUCGAACCGUGCGUGCCAUAAAUUCAAGUGUGCCAAUCCCUGCGCGGGAACCUGCGGAAUAGGUGCCAGGUGCGAAGUUAUAAACCAUAACCCCAUUUGCAGUUGUCCAUCUGGACUAACUGGCGAUCCGUUCUCGAGGUGUUAUGAACUACCACCUGAGCCACCCAAACCGCCUGUGAGAGUAAACCCAUGUGUGCCAUCCCCUUGUGGAUUAAACUCAGAAUGUCGUGAUAUUGGAGGACAGCCAUCUUGUUCUUGUCGAGCGAACUAUAUGGGCACCCCACCAAACUGUAGGCCAGAGUGUGUCGUUAAUACGGAUUGUCCCUCUCACUUGGCUUGUAUUACUGAGAAGUGCAGAGAUCCUUGCCCAGGCUCCUGUGGUUUCAAUGCUGAGUGUAGAGUUCAGAACCACAUCCCAAUAUGUACGUGCCCUGCAGGAUUAACAGGCAAUGCCUUCACGGAAUGUGUCCAGGAACAACCAAAGCUACCUGAACCAACCGUAACUGACCCGUGCAAUCCAUCACCUUGCGGUCAGAAUGCCCAGUGCAAUGAUGGCGUUUGCACCUGCUUGCCCUUGUUCCAAGGAGAUCCUUAUAGGGGCUGUAGACCAGAAUGUACUAUGAACACUGACUGUUCACCAACUAAGACUUGUAUAAACUUAAAAUGCGUUGAUCCGUGCCCGGGCACGUGCGGACAAGGAGCUAUUUGCGACGUGGUAAACCAUUUGCCAAUUUGCAGUUGUCCACCAGAAUAUGAGGGUGAUCCAUUCACCAGCUGCCGUUUGAAACCGAGAAUUCCACCACCCGUUUUAAAUCCAUGUCAACCAUCACCCUGUGGACCAAACAGCGCGUGUAAAGUGAAUAACGGGGUGGCAGUGUGCUCUUGCCAACCCGGCAUGAUCGGCAGCGCCCCCCAAUGUAGACCGGAAUGCGUGGUCAGCUCCGAGUGUGCUUUAACUCAAGCCUGUUUGAAUAACAAAUGCGUGGAUCCAUGCCCAGGAACCUGUGGACUUAAUGCCCUUUGCCAAGUGAUCAACCAUAACCCGAUUUGUAGCUGUUCCAGUGGAAAUACAGGGGAUCCUUUCAGCCGGUGCUAUCCGCUACCACCGCCACCAGCAGAGAGAAGCGAUCCGUGCCAGCCGAGUCCGUGCGGACCGAACGCGGUGUGCCAAGUGCGCGGCGAGAGUCCGGCCUGUUCGUGUCUCGAAGGUUUUACCGGUUCGCCGCCAUCUUGUCGGCCCGAGUGUACAAUUAAUCCGGAAUGUUCGAGUGCGCGCGCGUGUAUCAAUCAAAAGUGCCGCGACCCGUGCCCGGGCAGUUGCGGCACUAACGCGUUGUGCACGGUUGUGAAUCACGCGCCGGUCUGCCAGUGCGUCCCCGGUCACACCGGUGAUCCGUUUAGGGGAUGCGUACCUACACCACAGCGUUUACCAGAACCCGAAAUUCGCAACCCCUGUAGACCCCCACCCUGCGGCACGAACGCCCUCUGCAAAGAAAGAAACGGUGCGGGGGCGUGUCAGUGUCUCCCCGAAUAUGUCGGAAACCCCUAUGAGGCAUGUAGACCUGAAUGUAUUCACAACUCUGACUGUCCGUCCAAUAAGGCUUGUAUAAGGAAUAAAUGUGUCGAUCCCUGUCCGGGCACUUGUGGCGCGAAUGCGCAAUGCCAGAUGAUAAACCACGCCCCAUCUUGCAGUUGUUUAACUGGAUAUACUGGAGAUCCCUUUAGGCAUUGCUUGUUACCUGAAAUAGAACCCCAAGUUGUUGAAAACAAAGACCCAUGUCAACCGUCCCCUUGUGGACCCAACAGCCAAUGUAGGGUAGUAAAUCAACAGCCAGUAUGCUCUUGCUUGCCCACCUUUACCGGAAGCCCACCAAGCUGUAGACCAGAAUGUGUGGUAUCUUCAGAAUGUCCAAUGAAUAGAGCUUGUAUAAAUAAUAAAUGCGCGGAUCCCUGUCCCGGUACUUGCGGUCUGCAAUCUCAGUGCCAAGUGGUAAACCACAGCCCCAUUUGUAGCUGUAGGACUGGGUUUACCGGAGAUCCAUUUGCUAGAUGCUUCCCGAUACCACCACCUCCACCAGAACCGAUCACACCAAUAAAAACAAACCCAUGCGUACCUUCUCCUUGUGGACCGAACUCUCAAUGCAGAGCAAUAGGAGAAUCUCCAUCUUGUUCUUGCUUACCCCAAUACAUCGGUAAUCCACCCAACUGCCGACCGGAAUGUACUAUUAAUCAAGAUUGUCCAAGCAAUCUCGCUUGCAUUCGUGAAAAAUGUGCUGAUCCAUGUCCAGGGGCUUGUGGGGCUAACGCCGAGUGUACUGUACAGAACCACAAUGCUAUUUGCAGCUGCUCUGUCGGAUAUAUCGGAGAUCCAUUCACCGCUUGCCAAUUAAAACCUAUAGAAAUUGCACCAGUGGUGGAAGAAGAUCCUUGCAACCCGUCUCCAUGUGGAGCUAACGCUCAAUGUGAUAAUGGAGUAUGUAGUUGUUUGCCCGAAUACCAAGGAGAUCCUUACAGAGGAUGCAGACCUGAAUGUAGUCUUAACAAUGACUGUCCGAGGGACAGAGCAUGUAUAAGAAUGAAAUGUAUUGAUCCUUGUCCAGGAACUUGCGGUAGUGGAGCGUUAUGUCAGACUAUUAAUCAUAUACCGAUCUGCAGUUGUCCAAGCGGAUAUGGUGGCAAUGCUUUUAUUGCUUGUCGACUUGCUGAACCACCUGUUAAAACGAAUCCUUGUAAUCCAUCCCCUUGCGGUCCGAACAGCCAAUGCAGAGAAAUUAACAGCCAAGCAGUCUGUUCUUGCGUGCCAGGUUUUAUUGGUAGUCCGCCAACUUGUAGACCCGAAUGUGUUACAAGUUCAGAAUGUCCUUUGAUACAAGCUUGUGUAAACCAGAAAUGUGUGGACCCAUGUCCAGGAACUUGUGGAUUAAAUGCCAAAUGUCAAGUAGUCAAUCACAAUCCAAUUUGUAGCUGCCCACCUUCGUUUAUUGGCGAUCCUUUCACCAGAUGCACUCCGCAACCAAUCGUAGAACCAGUGGUAGUACCAACCAACCCAUGCCAACCAUCUCCCUGUGGACCAAACUCCCAAUGCCGAGAAAUAAAUGGCUCUCCAUCCUGCUCAUGCAUACCAGAAUUUAUUGGUACUCCACCUAAUUGUAAACCAGAAUGCGUUAGUAAUUCCGAGUGCGCCAGUCACUUAGCUUGCAUAAAUAGGAAAUGUAGAGAUCCUUGUCCAGGAAUCUGCGGUCAAAAUGCUGAAUGUAGAGUUGUCAGCCAUACACCUAAUUGUAUUUGCUCUUCCGGUUAUGAAGGAGAUCCGUUCAGCCAGUGUAACAUCCCUAUCAGACCUCAGGAAAUACUUAACCCUUGCCAACCAUCACCUUGUGGUUCAAAUGCAGUGUGUAAAGAACGUAAUGGAGCUGGAUCUUGUAUCUGUUUGCCUGAAUAUAUUGGAAAUCCUUAUGAAGGCUGUAGACCUGAAUGCACAAUAAACUCGGACUGUUUACAGAACAAGGCUUGUCUAAGAAAUAAGUGUGUGGAUCCAUGUCCGGGAACUUGUGGGCAAAACGCUAAUUGUCAAGUUGUAAAUCAUUUGCCAUCAUGUAAUUGCAUCCCUGGAUAUACUGGUGAUCCAUUUAGAUUCUGUCAAUUGCUACCAGAACCUGUUAUUGAAGAACUUCCAACCAAUCCAUGCCAACCAUCGCCUUGUGGUCCAAACAGCCAAUGUCGCGAAGUAAAUGAUCAAGCAGUAUGCUCUUGUUUACCAAACUAUGCCGGCAGUCCACCUGGCUGUAGACCAGAAUGCGUAGUGAGCUCAGAAUGUCCAGCAACAAGAGCUUGUAUCAAUCAAAAAUGUAUUGACCCAUGCCCAGGAAUUUGCGGGUUAAACGCUAUCUGUCAAGUUAUUAAUCACAGUCCGAUUUGUAGUUGCAGAAGUGGCAAUACCGGAAAUCCGUUUACUAGAUGUUAUCCAAUACCUCCACCCGCACCAGAGCCGAUUACACCAAUAGCUACUGAUCCAUGCGUUCCGUCACCCUGUGGCCUUAACUCUCAAUGUCGCAAUAUUAAUGGAAACCCGUCAUGCUCUUGCCUUCCAAAUUACAUUGGAUCUCCACCGAACUGUAGGCCGGAAUGUCUCAUUAACUCAGAAUGUUCGAGUAACUUGGCAUGUAUCCAGGAAAAAUGCCGAGAUCCUUGUCCAGGGUCUUGCGGAACCAAUGCCCAAUGCAGUGUCAUUAAUCAUACGCCAAUAUGUACAUGCCUAGAAGGCUACAUAGGUGAUUCGUUUACUUAUUGUUCGCCUAAGCCAUUACUACCACCAGAACCAGUAGAAACAGACCCUUGUAAUCCAUCGCCAUGCGGUCCAAACGCUUUAUGUAAUAAUGGCGUAUGCACCUGUCUACCAGAGUAUCAAGGAGAUCCAUAUAGAGAGUGUAGGCCUGAGUGUGUACUUAAUAGCGAAUGUCCAAGAGAUAAGGCGUGCUGGAGGAAUAAAUGUGUCGAUCCAUGCCCAGGAACUUGUGGUACUAAUGCAUUUUGUAAUGUGAUAAAUCAUAUACCCAUGUGCUCGUGUCAACAAGGAUUUACUGGAAAUGCUUUUGUCAUAUGCAGUCCUAUUCCAGUGGAAACUCCCAAAAAUCCAUGUAACCCAUCACCAUGUGGUCCAAAUAGUCAAUGUAGAGAAGUAAAUGGCCAAGCUGUUUGCUCGUGCGUACCCGGUUAUCUUGGUAACCCGCCCACUUGUAGACCAGAAUGUGUAACCAGCUCCGAGUGUCCUUUGAACCAAGCUUGCGUAAACCAGAAAUGUAUCGAUCCAUGUCCAGGAACUUGUGGACUUGCCGCUCAAUGUCAAGUGAUUAAUCAUAAUCCAAUUUGCAGUUGUCCACAAAGAUUUACUGGCGAUCCGUUUACUCGAUGCUUACCAAUACUUGAAACUCCAAAACCAGUUGUACAAACAAACCCAUGCCAACCAUCACCAUGCGGACCAAAUGCCCAAUGUAGAGUGAUUGGAGAAUCACCAUCUUGUUCUUGCUUACCAGAAUUUAUCGGUCAACCGCCAAACUGUAGACCAGAGUGCGUCAGCAAUAGUGAAUGCGCCAAUCACUUGGCUUGCAUUAAUCAGAAAUGUAAAGAUCCUUGUCCAGGAACAUGCGGACAAAACGCCGAAUGUAGAGUAGUCAGUCACACUCCCAACUGUAUAUGUUUACCUGGCUUCUUUGGAGAUCCUUUCCUACUAUGUAACGUACAGCAAGCAGUAAUACCGGAGGUUUUGAACCCAUGCAAGCCAUCACCUUGUGGAGUAAAUGCUCAAUGUAAAGAAAGAAAUGGUGCUGGAUCGUGUAUUUGUUUGCCAGAAUACAUUGGAAACCCUUAUGAAGGAUGUAGACCGGAAUGUACCAUUAAUUCUGAUUGCCCGUCCAAUAAAGCUUGUAUAAGGAAUAAAUGUCAAGACCCAUGUCCAGGCAGUUGUGGAGCCAAUGCCCUUUGCCAAGUCAUCAAUCAUUUACCUUCUUGUACUUGUAAUCCUGGAUAUACUGGAGAUCCGUUUAGAUAUUGCAACAUUAUCCCUCCACAACCAACAAUUGUCGAAGAAGGACCAACCAACCCAUGCCAACCCUCUCCCUGUGGUCCAAACUCACAAUGUCGCGAAGUUAACGAACAAGCAGUCUGCUCUUGCCUUCCCAACUACUUCGGUAGUCCACCAGGAUGUCGGCCAGAGUGCACUGUUAGCUCAGAAUGUGCUCAGAAUAAGGCCUGUAUAAACCAAAAAUGUUCUGAUCCCUGUCCAGGAACUUGUGGCCUGAAUGCCUUGUGUAAGGUCGUUAAACAUAGUCCAAUUUGCAGUUGCCAGAACCAGUUUACUGGAGAUCCGUUUACUAGAUGUUAUCCGAUACCACCUCCCCCACCGAAACCAAUUCAACCAAUAUUCACCAACCCAUGCGUUCCGUCACCAUGCGGUCCAAAUAGCCAAUGUCGCGACAUAAAUGGUGCUCCAUCUUGCUCUUGCUUACCCAAUUACUUCGGUAGUCCACCAAGCUGUAGACCCGAAUGUACCGUAAACUCAGAUUGUAGAAGCAACUUGGCAUGCAUCAACGAAAAGUGCAGAGACCCUUGCUUAGGAUCUUGCGGAGCAGGUGCACUUUGCUCCGUGGUCAACCAUAUGCCUAUUUGCACAUGCCCAGAUGGAUAUACCGGAGAUCCCUUCAGCUAUUGUAAUCCAAAGCCACCAGAGCCAGUGGUGGAGGAGACUGAUCCUUGUAAUCCUUCUCCUUGCGGGCCCAACGCUCAAUGUGACAACGGUGUAUGCAGCUGCCUUCCAGAAUAUCAGGGAGAUCCUUACAGGGAAUGUAGACCCGAGUGUGUACUGCCAAAUGAUUGUCCUAGAGACCGCACUUGUGUUAGGAAUAAAUGUAUAGAUCCUUGUCCAGGAACAUGCGGACAAAAUGCCGAGUGUACUGUUAUCAAUCACAUUCCUAUGUGCUCCUGUUCUGCUGGAUUUACUGGAAAUGCUUUCGUAAUAUGUUCCCCAAUUCCAGUUGAAGUACCUAAAAACCCAUGCAAUCCAUCACCCUGUGGUCCAAACAGCCAAUGUAGAGAAAUCAACAACCAGGCUGUAUGCUCGUGUGUGCCAGGAUUCAUUGGUAGCCCACCGAACUGUAGACCAGAAUGUGUGACUAGUCAAGAAUGCGCUUUGAAUCAAGCAUGUCAAAAUCAAAAAUGUAUCGACCCUUGUCCAGGUUCUUGUGGAUUGGGCGCAAGAUGCCAAGUGGUUAACCACAGUCCAAUUUGUAGUUGUCCAGAUAGGAUGAGUGGAAAUCCGUUUGUGCGGUGUACUCCAAUUCCUGAUGAGCCAGUGAUUGUCCAACCGUCCAAUCCAUGUCAACCAUCUCCAUGUGGACCAAAUGCAGAAUGUAGAGUAACAGGAGAAUCACCGUCCUGCUCUUGCUUACCAGAAUUUAUCGGUUCGCCACCAAACUGUAGACCCGAAUGCGUAUCCAAUACAGAAUGUGCAUUUAACUUAGCUUGUAUCAACAAUAAAUGCAAGGAUCCCUGUCCUGGCACUUGUGGACUUAAUGCUGAAUGUAGAGUGGUUAGCCAUACACCUAACUGUGUUUGCCUGCCUGGAUUUAUUGGGGAUCCAUUUAGGCAAUGCGCACAACAGCCACAAAUAAUCCAAGAAACACUACGUCCAUGUUCUCCAUCUCCUUGUGGAGCAAACGCUGAAUGCAAGGAACAAAAUGGCGCUGGUGCUUGUACGUGCCUUAAAGAUUAUAUUGGAAAUCCUUAUGAAGGCUGCAGGCCAGAGUGUACUCUUAACUCGGACUGUCCAUACAACAAGGCUUGCAUUAGAAAUAAGUGUCAAGAUCCAUGUCCUGGAACAUGUGGUCAAAACGCUGAUUGCCAAGUAGUCAAUCAUUUGCCCAUGUGUACCUGUAGAGUUGGUUUUACUGGAGAUCCGUUCCGGUUUUGCAACAUUAUUCCCGAACCUGUGAAGAGUGAAGUGAUACCCCAAAACCCUUGUAAUCCAAGUCCUUGCGGCCCCAAUAGCCAAUGCAGAGAAACCAACGGACAAGCGGUAUGUUCUUGCCUACCAAACUACAUCGGCAGUCCACCAGGCUGUCGACCAGAAUGCACAGUAAGCUCAGAAUGUGCUCAGAACAAAGCUUGCAUCAACCAAAAAUGCGCUGAUCCUUGUCCGGGAACGUGUGGCCUUAAUGCCAAAUGCCAAGUGAUCAACCAUAGUCCGAUUUGUAGUUGUAACAUUGGACACACUGGUGAUCCGUUUACUAGAUGUUACCCUAUACCAUUACCAGAGAUUAUAGUUGACCCAGUUAUUACCGACCCAUGUUUACCAUCACCAUGUGGACCAUUUAGUCAAUGCAGAGACCUCAAUGGCGUGCCUUCUUGUACCUGCUUGCCAGAUUAUAUCGGCAGCCCUCCAAGUUGUAGACCGGAGUGCACAGUAAAUCCAGAAUGUCCAAGUAAUCUGGCAUGUAUGAGGCAGAAAUGUAGUGAUCCAUGCUUGGGCGCUUGUGGAAGCGGAGCCCAAUGCUCUGUUAUUAAUCACACACCCAUAUGUACUUGUCCAGAAGGUUACACAGGAGAUCCGUUCAGCUAUUGCAACCUUAAACCACCAGAAAUUGAACCAGUUGUGCAAGAUCCAUGUAAUCCGUCACCAUGUGGUCCAAAUGCCCGCUGUAAUGAUGGCAUUUGCACUUGUUUACCUGAGUUCCAAGGAGAUCCGUACAGCGGCUGUAGGCCGGAGUGUGUAUUGAAUAAUGAUUGUCCACGUAAUUUGGCUUGUAUAAGGCAAAAGUGUCAAGAUCCUUGUCCAGGAACUUGUGGUCAGAACGCAGAAUGUAAUGUCAUCAAUCAUAUACCGAUGUGCAGCUGUUUGGUGGGAUAUACUGGAAACGCUUUUGUGUUGUGCAAUCGUAUUGAGAGACCACCACCACAAAACCCAUGUAAUCCAUCACCAUGCGGUCCAAACAGCCAGUGCAGAGAAAUUAAUGGUCAAGCAGUAUGCUCGUGUGUACCAGGUUUUAUCGGUAGUCCACCCACUUGUAGACCAGAAUGUGUAUCUAGUUCUGAAUGUCCUUUAAACCAGGCUUGUUUGAAUCAGAAAUGUAUGGAUCCCUGUCCUGGCACUUGUGGAAUCGGUGCGAUAUGCCAAGUGGUUAACCAUAACCCUAUUUGUAGCUGUCCGGCAAGGUUAUCGGGAGAUCCGUUUGUUAGGUGUUUGCCAAUACGAGAAGAACCCGUGGUAGUUCCAACAAACCCAUGUCAACCAUCUCCAUGCGGUCCUAACGCUCAAUGCAAACCAAUCGGAGACAGUCCUUCGUGCUCUUGCCUUCCAGAGUUCAUCGGCCAACCGCCAAACUGCCGCCCGGAGUGCGUCAGCAACAACGAAUGCCCCAAUCACUUAGCAUGCAUCAACCAAAAGUGCAAAGAUCCAUGUCCAGGCAUUUGCGGACAAAACGCGGAAUGUAGAGUGUCUAGCCAUACACCCAACUGCGUCUGCCUCUCUGGAUAUUCUGGAAAUCCGUUUAGCGCAUGUCAUUUGCCACCCCCGGCACCAACUGAAAUCAUUAAUCCAUGCAAUCCAUCACCAUGCGGUGCUAACGCUAGGUGCAAUGAACGUAACGGUGCUGGAGCGUGUGUAUGUUUGCCAGAAUAUUUUAGAAAUCCUUAUGAAGGCUGUCGACCAGAAUGUACAAUUAACUCAGAUUGUCCAGCGAAUAAGGCUUGUGCGAAUAAUAAAUGUAUAGAUCCUUGCCCGGGCACCUGUGGACAGAAUGCUUAUUGCCAAGUGGUCAAUCAUGUUCCGUCUUGCACUUGCCAGCCUGGAUUCACUGGAGAUCCGUUUAGGUUCUGCAAUGUAAUUCCAAUUCAGCAAGCAAUUGAAGUUGAACCGUCCAACCCUUGUCAGCCGUCCCCAUGUGGACCAAACUCCCAAUGUCGUGAAGUAAACGACCAAGCAGUGUGUUCCUGUCUACCAAACUACGUUGGUUCGCCUCCAGGUUGUAGACCUGAAUGUACCGUUAGCUCAGAAUGUGCUCAGAAUAGAGCCUGUAUAAAUCAGAAGUGCGCCGAUCCAUGUCCAGGAACUUGCGGAAUAAAUGCCAACUGCCAAGUGAUUAAUCACAGUCCGAUUUGCAGCUGUAAACCUGGAAAUACAGGCAAUCCGUUUACUAGGUGCUAUCCAACUCCCCCUCCACCACCGCCACCGACACAACCAAUAUCUAUCAAUCCGUGCAUACCAUCACCUUGUGGGCCAAACAGUGAAUGCAGAGACAUUGGUGGUACGCCUUCCUGCAGCUGUAGACCCGGAUUUAUGGGCAGUCCACCCAAUUGUAGACCAGAAUGUGUUAUUAACUCUGAAUGUCCCAGUAACUUGGCAUGUAUAAGACAAAAAUGUGGUGACCCUUGUCCAGGAUCUUGUGGCCUCAACGCUCAGUGUUCUAUUAUCAGUCAUGUACCUAUUUGUAGCUGCUUUGACGGAUAUACUGGGGAUCCGUUUAACAGUUGUUCGCCUAAGCCGCCAGAGCCUGUAGUAAUUGAAGAAGAUCCAUGCAAUCCAUCGCCUUGCGGACCAAACGCCCAAUGUAACGAUGGUAUCUGCACUUGCCUGCCAGAAUAUCAAGGUGAUCCCUACCAAGGCUGUAGGCCAGAAUGCAUCAUCAAUAAUGACUGUCCAAGAGACAAAGCUUGCAUCAGAAAUAAAUGUGUUGACCCUUGUCCGGGAGCUUGUGGACAGAAUGCUUUAUGUAACGUCUAUGACCAUGUACCAAUGUGCAGCUGUUUACCAGGAUUUACUGGAAACGCUUUCAUUUUAUGCUCGCAGAUCAAGGUUCCAAUUUUAAUCAAUCCAUGUUCGCCUUCACCUUGCGGACCAAACAGUCAAUGUAGAGAAUUGAACGGUCAAGCAGUUUGCUCUUGUUUACCAACUUAUGUGGGAAGUCCACCAACGUGCAGACCAGAAUGCGUAUCUAGUCAAGAAUGUGCCUUAAACCAGGCUUGCCAGAACCAGAAAUGUAUUGAUCCUUGCCCGGGAACUUGUGGAAUUAAUGCUAAAUGUCAAGCGAUUAAUCACAAUCCAAUUUGCAGUUGUCCGACUGGGCAAUCUGGUGAUCCGUUUAUCAGAUGUCAACCAAUCCCUCCUGAGGUACCAGUCGUUCCAACAAAUCCAUGCCAACCAUCACCUUGCGGACCAAAUAGUCAAUGCAAGGACAUUAACGGUAGCCCGUCAUGUUCAUGUCUACCAGAGUUCAUUGGUCAACCACCAAACUGUAGACCAGAAUGUAUAAGUAACAGCGAAUGCGCCAAUCAUUUGGCCUGUAUCAACCAGAAAUGUAAAGACCCUUGCCCAGGAACUUGCGGUCAAAACGCUGAAUGUAGGGUAAUCAGCCACACACCAAACUGCAUCUGCGUGCCAGGAUAUACUGGAAAUCCCUUCACUUCUUGCAAUGUUAUUCCGUUGCCGACACCAAUAGAAAACGUGAACCCAUGCCAGCCAUCCCCUUGUGGGGCAAAUGCCGAGUGUAGAACUCAGAACAAAGCAGGAGCCUGUACGUGCUUACAAGAAUUUAUCGGAAAUCCUUAUGAAGGCUGUAGACCGGAGUGUUCAUUAAAUACUGAUUGUCCUUCUAAUAAGGCUUGCAUUAACAAUAAGUGUAGAGAUCCUUGUCCUGGCACCUGUGCUCAGAAUGCCUACUGUCAAGUGAUCAACCAUCUGCCUAGUUGUAGCUGUAAUACCGGAUAUACUGGAGAUCCGUUUAGAUUCUGCAAUGUUAUUGUUUCGGAACCUGUCAAAGACGUCCCACAAAACCCUUGUCAACCAUCACCAUGUGGUCCAAACAGCCAAUGCCGUGAAGUAAAUGAACAAGCCGCAUGCUCCUGUUUGCCAAACUACAUCGGAUCACCACCAGGCUGUAGGCCAGAAUGUACGGUGAGCGCAGAAUGUGCGCAGAACAAGGCGUGUGUGAAUCAGAAAUGUGUCGAUCCGUGUCCAGGAACUUGUGGCUUAAACGCAAAUUGCCAAGUUGUCAAUCACAGCCCAAUCUGUAGUUGUAAAGUUAGUUUUACGGGGGAUCCGUUUACGAGAUGCUAUCCCAUACCACCCCCACCACCAGUGCCAGUAAUAGAACCAGUAAAAGAUCCAUGUGUACCAACUCCCUGUGGACCAAAUUCCCAAUGCAGAAAUAUCGGAGGAAGUCCUUCAUGCUCGUGUUUACCACAAUUCCUUGGAAGUCCACCUAAUUGUAGACCAGAAUGUAGCAUAAACUCAGAGUGCCCAAGCAAUUUGGCUUGUAUCGCACAGAAAUGCAGAGAUCCAUGCCCCGGAUCCUGUGGAGUCAAUGCCCAAUGUUCUGUAAUCAACCAUAUCCCGAUUUGCAGCUGUUUUGAUAACUUCGUCGGAGAUCCAUUUACACAAUGUUCUCCCAAACCUCCACCACCUCCAGAGCCCGUUGAAACUGAUCCUUGUAACCCCUCACCAUGUGGAGCAAAUGCUCAAUGUAAUGAGGGUAUUUGUACAUGCAUACCAGAAUAUCAAGGAGAUCCUUAUAGGGGUUGUAGACCUGAAUGCGUACUUAACAGUGACUGCCCCACUGAUAAAGCAUGUUUGAGAAGUAAAUGCACCGAUCCUUGUCCGGGAACUUGCGGUCAAAACGCCGAGUGUUCUGUCCUAAAUCAUAUUCCAAUUUGCAUGUGCUCAUUUGGAUUUACAGGCAACGCCUUUGUUAUGUGUUCACCGAUUCCGCACUCGGUAGUUACGAACCCAUGCAAUCCAUCACCAUGUGGACCGAACAGUCAGUGCAGAGAAAUAAAUGGACAAGCAGUAUGCUCAUGUGCGCCAGAAUUCAUUGGAAGCCCACCUGCUUGUAGGCCACAAUGUGUUACUAGUGCCGAAUGUCCUUUAAAUAGAGCAUGCGUGAACCAGAAAUGUAUUGACCCCUGCCCUGGAACCUGUGGAUUGAAUGCUCAGUGCCAAGUGGUCAACCACAAUCCAAUUUGUAGCUGUAUAAGAGACUAUAUUGGAGAUCCGUUUGUAAGAUGCCUUCCGAAACCAAUUGAAGAACCAGUAAUCGUGAACCCUUGUCAACCAUCGCCUUGUGGACCAAACAGUCAGUGCAGAGAUAUUAACGGCAGUCCAUCAUGCUCUUGCCUACCAGAAUUUAUUGGUCAGCCACCAAACUGUCGACCAGAAUGUGUUAGUAACAGCGAAUGUGCUAAUCACUUGGCAUGUAUAAAUCAGAAAUGCAAAGAUCCUUGCCCAGGAGUCUGUGGACAAAACGCUGAGUGUAGAGUGGUCAGUCACACACCAAACUGCGUCUGUAUUUCAAAUUAUGUUGGAAAUCCUUUCACAGCAUGUUCUCCACCUCAAGUACCUCAAAUAAGUGAACAAAUAUCUCCUUGUUCCCCCUCACCUUGCGGACCGAACGCAAUAUGCAAAGCUCAAAACAAAGCUGGAUCUUGUAGCUGUAUCGAUGACUAUAUUGGUGAUCCCUAUCAAGGCUGUAGACCUGAAUGUAGCGUUAACUCUGACUGUCCAUCUAAUAAGGCUUGUAUCAAUAAGAAAUGCAAAGAGCCGUGUCCAGGAGCGUGUGGCCAGAAUGCAGAAUGUUUUGUUAGGAACCAUUUGCCCCAAUGCAAUUGUUUGUCUGGAUUCACUGGGGAUCCGUUUAGGUUCUGCAGUGUGAUUCAAGCUGUCGUAACAGCACCGGAGCCACAAAACCCAUGCCAACCAUCACCAUGUGGACCAAACAGUCAAUGUCGUGAAGUGAAUGCUCAAGCAGUUUGUUCAUGUUUGCCAAAUUACAUUGGGUCACCCCCUAGCUGCAGGCCAGAAUGCGUAGUUAGCUCCGAAUGUGCUCAAAAUAAAGCUUGCGUCAAUCAGAAAUGCGUGGAUCCAUGCCCAGGAACUUGCGGAUUAAAUGCUCAAUGUUCGGUUAUUAACCAUAGUCCAAUUUGUAGUUGUUCACCUGGACAUACAGGUGAUCCAUUUACAAGAUGCUACCCUAUACCUCUCCCUCCAGCUAUACAACAACCGGAACCUUACCGCAACCCUUGCGUGCCAUCCCCUUGCGGUCCAAACAGUCAAUGCAAGGAUAUUAACGGUAGUCCAUCAUGCUCUUGUCUACCAAACUACCAGGGGGCACCACCAAGUUGUCGACCAGAAUGUACCAUCAACUCAGAAUGCUCAAUAAAUCUGGCUUGUAUCAGAGAAAAAUGUAGAGACCCUUGCCCAGGCUCUUGUGGCGCCAACGCUCAAUGUAACGUUAUCAAUCAUAUACCCACUUGCACCUGCAUUGAAGGAUACACAGGAGAUCCAUUCUCCUAUUGCUCACCAAAACCACCGCCACCUCCAGAACCUGUUGAAACUGACCCAUGUAAUCCCUCUCCUUGUGGAGCAAACGCCCAAUGUAACAACGGAGUCUGCACUUGCCUACCAGAAUACCAAGGGGAUCCUUAUAGAGAAUGUAGGCCAGAGUGUAUAUUGAAUAACGAUUGUUCAAGAGAUAAGGCUUGUAUACGGAUGAAAUGUGUUGAUCCAUGUCCAGGAACAUGCGGACAAAACGCUGAGUGUGCUGUGGUGAAUCAUAUUCCUAUGUGUUCAUGCUUGGUUGGAUAUACUGGCAAUGCUUUUACGUUCUGCUCAAAGAUACCAGAUAUCAUACCACAAAACCCAUGCAACCCGUCACCAUGCGGACCCAACAGCCAAUGCAGAGAAAUUAAUGGUCAAGCAGUUUGUUCUUGUGUGCCAGGCUUUAUCGGUAGCCCACCGUCUUGUAGACCCGAAUGUACCCUUAGUUCAGAUUGUCCUUUGGAUAGAGCUUGUAGUAACCAAAAAUGCAUCGAUCCUUGUCCAGGGUCAUGUGGAAUCAGCGCUGUAUGCCAAGUGGUUAACCAUAAUCCGAUUUGUAGCUGUCCGGCAAGGAUGUCUGGAAAUCCGUUUGUCCGAUGCAUGAUAAUAGAAGAGUCACCAGUGGUUGCACCAACAAACCCAUGCCAACCAUCUCCAUGCGGUCCUUACUCGGAAUGCAAACCGGCAAACGACCAAGCAUCAUGCUCCUGCCUACCAAACUACAUCGGGGCUCCGCCCAACUGUAGACCCGAAUGCGUCAGUAAUAACGAAUGCAACUACAAUUUGGCGUGUAUAAACCAAAAAUGCGUAGACCCCUGUCCGGGCGUGUGCGGUCAAAAUGCCAACUGUAGAGUGGUCAGCCAUAGAGCCGAAUGUUACUGUUUAUCCGGCUAUACUGGCAACCCCUUCGUCUCUUGCCAACUACCGCCCUCUCCGCCCCCUGAAAUAACCAACCCUUGCCUCCCGUCGCCUUGUGGAGCUAACGCCAUCUGUAGGGAACAAAACCGCGCAGGUUCAUGUACCUGUCUCCCUGACUACAUAGGAAAUCCUUAUGAAGGCUGUAGGCCUGAGUGUGUCCUAAACUCGGACUGUCCAUCGAAUAAGGCUUGUAUCAAUAAUAAAUGCAAAGAUCCCUGUCCAGGAACUUGUGGACAAAAUGCGGAUUGUACCGUGGUGAAUCAUUUACCAUCUUGUAUUUGCAUCCCUGGAUAUACUGGAGAUCCGUUUAGAUACUGUAACCUUAUGCAAGAACCUGUUAUAGAAGAAAAACCGGAACAAAACCCUUGCCAACCAUCACCUUGCGGACCUAACUCACAAUGUCGUGAAGUAAACGGUCAAGCCGUUUGCUCUUGCUUACCAGAAUAUGUAGGCAGCCCACCUAGUUGUAGGCCAGAGUGUGUCGUAAGCUCUGAGUGUCCUCUUAAUAGAGCAUGUAUUAACCAAAAAUGUGCUGAUCCUUGCCCUGGCACUUGUGGACUGAAUACCAAGUGUUCUGUGAUAAACCACAGCCCUAUUUGUAGCUGCAAUCCUGGACAUACUGGUGAUCCGUUUACCAGGUGCUACCCUAUUCCACCACCUCCUCCGGUGCAACCAACUAUAAUUGAAAGAGAUCCAUGCGUUCCUUCACCAUGUGGACUGAAUUCUGAAUGCAGCAAUGUUGGUGGCACUGCUAGCUGUAGAUGUCUCGCAACAUUUAUCGGUGCUCCACCAAACUGUAGACCAGAAUGUACAAUUAAUCAAGAUUGUUCAAGUAAUUUAGCUUGUAUCAGACAAAAAUGCGUAGACCCUUGUCCAGGUUCUUGUGGCUUCGGUGCACAAUGCUCUGUGAUCAACCAUACACCAAUUUGUACAUGUCCAGAAGGUUUUACUGGUGACCCAUUUACCAGUUGCCAACCGAAACCACCACCACCACCAGAACCAGUAGAAACGGACCCAUGCAAUCCAUCACCAUGUGGACCAAAUGCGCAAUGUAACGAUGGAGUGUGCACUUGUUUGCCAGAAUACCUAGGAGAUCCUUAUAGAGGUUGUAGACCUGAGUGUGUCUUAAACAACGAUUGUCCGUGGAAUCAAGCUUGUAUAAGAAAUAAAUGUCAAGAUCCAUGCCCUGGUACUUGUGGUAUUAAUGCGCAAUGUGCAGUAGUCAACCACAUACCGAUAUGUAGUUGCUUGGAAGGAUUUACUGGAAAUGCUUUUGUUACCUGUAAUAAAGCAGUUGUGCCCGUUGCACAAAAUCCAUGCAAUCCGUCACCAUGUGGACCCAACAGUCAAUGUAGAGAAAUUAAUGGUCAAGCAGUAUGCUCAUGCGUACCAGGCUUUAUCGGUAGCCCGCCAUCUUGCAGACCAGAAUGUGUAACUAGCUCAGAAUGUCCUUUGAACCAAGCAUGCGUGAAUCAAAAGUGUAUCGAUCCAUGCCCGGGCACUUGUGGAAUUAACGCUCUCUGUCAAGUGGUUAAUCAUAAUCCAAUUUGUAGCUGCGCUCCAAGGCACAGUGGUGAUCCGUUUGUUAGAUGCAUUCCAAUACGCGAGGAACCAAUAGAAAUUAAAAACCCAUGCAACCCAUCACCAUGUGGGCCAAAUGCUCAAUGUAGAGAAGUAAAUGGAUCGCCUUCAUGUUCCUGUCUACCAGAGUUUAUUGGACAACCACCAAAUUGCAAACCAGAGUGUGUCAGUAAUAGCGAAUGUCCAAAUCAUUUGGCAUGCAUAAAACAGAAAUGUAAAGACCCUUGCCCAGGUGUAUGUGGUCAGAAUGCUGAAUGCAGGGUAGUCAGCCAUACUCCAAACUGUGUUUGCUUACCAGGAUUCAUUGGAAAUCCAUUUGCUUUAUGCUCCGAGCAAGUAAUUCAACCAGUAGAACGACCAACUCCAUGUCUUCCGUCACCUUGUGGUGCAAACGCUGAAUGUAGAGAACAAAAUGGCGCAGGUGCCUGCAUUUGUUUACCAGAAUUUAUUGGUAACCCUUACGAAGGCUGUAGACCUGAAUGCAGUGUUAACUCCGACUGUCCCUCGAAUAAGGCUUGUAUAAGGAAUAAAUGCAUCGAUCCUUGCCCAGGAACUUGUGGACAAAAUGCAAACUGUCAAGUUGUUAACCAUUUGCCUUCUUGCAGCUGCUUGCCCAUGUACAGCGGUGAUCCAUACAGAUACUGCAGUUUAAUACCACCAGAACCUGUAGUUGAAGAACCACAAAAUCCUUGUCAACCAUCGCCAUGCGGACCCAACAGUCAAUGUCGAGAAGUAAAUGGACAGGCCGUCUGCUCUUGCCUUCCAGAAUUUGUGGGCAGUCCACCCGGUUGUAGACCUGAAUGUGUGGUUAGCACAGAAUGUCCACAAAACCGAGCUUGCAUAAAUCAGAAAUGCGUUGAUCCAUGUCCAGGCACGUGUGGCCUAAAUGCCAACUGUCAAGUUAUCAACCAUAGCCCGAUAUGUAGUUGUGUUACCCUAUUUACUGGAGAUCCGUUUACUAGAUGCUAUCCAUUACCGCCUCCACCUCCUGAGCCUAUCCCGCAACCUCAAAAUCCAUGCGUGCCUUCUCCCUGUGGUGCAAACAGUCAAUGUAGAGACGUUGGAGGUGCCCCGUCAUGCUCCUGCUUACCUACUUUCAUCGGAACGCCACCAAACUGUAGACCAGAAUGUACCAUUAACUCAGAAUGCCCAAGUAACUUGGCUUGUAUCCAACAGAAAUGUAGAGAUCCCUGUCCAGGAUCUUGCGGCGCAAACGCCCAAUGUAGCGUGAUAAACCACGUACCGAUCUGUAGUUGUGUUGAUGGCUAUACAGGCGAUCCGUUUUCCUAUUGCUCACCAAAACCACCACCGCCUCCAGAACCUGUUGAAACUGAUCCAUGUAAUCCAUCACCUUGUGGAGCGAAUGCACAAUGUAAUAACGGUAUCUGCACAUGUCUGCCAGAAUAUCAAGGAGAUCCAUAUAGGGGAUGCAGGCCUGAGUGUGUUUUAAAUAAUGAUUGUCCAAGAAACAAAGCUUGUAUCAGAAAUAAAUGUCAAGAUCCAUGUCCCGGAACGUGCGGACAGAAUGCUGAAUGUUCUGUUGUGAACCACAUUCCAAUUUGCUCUUGUUUAUCUGGAUUUGUUGGAAAUGCUUUUGUAGUCUGCUCUCCUAUACCAGUUGAAACACCUAAAAACCCAUGCCAACCAUCACCUUGUGGACCAAACAGUCAGUGCAGAGAAAUUAACGGACAAGCAGUAUGCUCUUGUGUACCAGGUUUUAUUGGUAGUCCACCCACUUGCAGACCAGAAUGCAUCACUAGUUCAGAAUGUGCUUUGAACAGAGCGUGUGUCAAUCAGAAAUGCAUUGAUCCUUGCCCAGGAACUUGCGGAUUGAAUGCUCAAUGCCAAGUAGUCAACCAUAAUCCAAUUUGUAGCUGUUUACCUGGACAGACUGGAGAUCCGUUUACUAGAUGCUUACCAAUUCGUGAAGAGCCUCGACCUGAACCAACCAAUCCAUGCCAGCCAAAUCCUUGCGGUCCAAACGCCCAAUGUAAGGCAAUCGGAGACUCUCCAUCUUGUUCUUGCUUACCAGAAUACACUGGCACUCCACCAAAUUGUAGACCAGAAUGCAUUAGCAAUAGCGAAUGUGCCUCACAUUUGGCCUGUAUUAAUCAAAAAUGCAAAGAUCCUUGCCCAGGCACGUGCGGACUUAACGCAGAUUGUAGAGUUGUUAGUCACACACCAAACUGCAUCUGCUUACCUGGCUUUAUUGGAAAUCCGUUUGUACAAUGUAAUCAAAAAAUUGAAGAACCUAUUGAAGAAAGACCGACUCCGUGUGUACCAUCACCCUGCGGAGCUAAUGCUAUUUGUAGAGAACAAAAUGGAGCAGGUGCUUGUCAAUGUUUACAAGACUAUAUUGGCAAUCCUUAUGAGGGUUGCAGACCAGAAUGUACACUAAACUCGGAUUGUCCAUCGAAUAAGGCUUGUAUCAAUAACAAGUGUAAAGAUCCAUGUCCUGGUGCUUGUGGAACCAAUGCUCAAUGUCAGCCUAUUAACCAUUUACCUUCAUGUACUUGUAUUAUUGGAUAUACUGGAGAUCCGUUUAGAUAUUGCAGUAUUGUCCAAGAACCUGUUGUUGAAGAACCUAUUCACCCAUGCCAACCGUCACCAUGCGGACCGAAUUCUCAAUGUCGCGAAGUGAAUGGACAGGCUGUAUGUUCAUGCUUACCAGAAUAUACCGGAUCACCACCGAGCUGUAGACCAGAAUGCGUGGUUAGCGCAGAAUGUUCGUUUGAUAAGGCAUGCGUCAAUAAAAAAUGUGUGGAUCCUUGUCCGGGAACUUGUGGCCUCAAUGCCAAAUGCCAAGUUAUCAAUCACAGUCCAAUUUGCAGUUGUUCCAACGGAUUCACCGGAGAUCCAUUUACCAGAUGCUACACUAUUCCUGCUCCUCCACCAGAACCUGAACGUCCCAUUAUCAAAGAUCCAUGUGUGCCAUCACCUUGCGGACCAAACUCUCAAUGUCGCGAUAUUGGUGGAUUUCCAUCAUGCUCUUGCUUACCGACCUAUACAGGAUCACCACCGAACUGCCGCCCGGAAUGCACCAUCAACUCGGAAUGUCCAACCAACCAAGCUUGCAUCCAACAAAAAUGUAAAGAUCCUUGCCCAGGACUUUGUGGAACCAAUGCACAAUGUUCUGUGUUUAACCACGUACCCAACUGUAUCUGCAUUGAAGGUUACACGGGAGAUCCUUUCAGUUUUUGCCAAAUUAAACCACCAGAACCCGUGGUGGAAGAACAGGAUCCGUGCAAUCCAUCACCUUGUGGAGCUAAUGCCCAAUGCAAUAAUGGAAUUUGCAGUUGCCUACCCGAAUAUCAAGGAGAUCCUUACUCCGGCUGUAGACCAGAAUGCGUCCUCAACAACGACUGUCCCAGAGACAAGGCUUGCAUUAGACAAAAAUGUGUCGAUCCAUGUCCAGGAACUUGCGGGCAAAAUGCAGAGUGUAACGUCAUCAAUCACAUACCAAGCUGUUCAUGCAUCGCCGGCUAUCAAGGAAACGCUUUCGUGGCUUGCCAACCAAUACCACCAGAAAUACCCAAGAAUCCCUGCAAUCCAUCACCGUGCGGACCCAACAGCCAGUGCAGAGAAAUUAAUGGGCAAGCAGUAUGUUCGUGUGUUCCAGGCUUUAUCGGUAGCCCACCAGCAUGCAGACCUGAAUGCGUCAGUUCCAACGAAUGUUCACUCGACAAGGCUUGCGUUAAUCAGAAAUGCAUUGACCCGUGCCCGGGCACAUGUGGCAUUAAUGCUAUGUGUCAAGUUGUUAAUCAUAAUCCAAUUUGCAGCUGUCCAGCCAGGUUUUCAGGAGAUCCGUUUACUAGAUGUCUACCAAUAGUUGAAGAACCUGUGAUAACUCAAGACCCAUGCAAUCCAUCACCAUGCGGACCUAACGCGCAAUGCAAAGAAAUCAACGGAAGUCCCUCAUGCUCUUGCCUGCCAGAAUUCAUCGGUCAACCACCAAAUUGUCGACCAGAAUGUGUCAGUAACAGCGAAUGUGCGAACCAUUUGGCCUGUGUAAGACAAAAAUGCCAAGAUCCAUGUCCUGGCACUUGUGGAGAAAACGCUGAAUGUAGAGUUGUCAGUCACAGUCCGAACUGUAUUUGCUCCGAAGGCUACAUUGGCAAUCCGUUUGUUAGAUGCAACAUCAUCGAAGCUCCUAAACCGGUUGAUCAAAUAAAUCCAUGUUAUCCAUCCCCGUGCGGAGCGAAUGCCAUAUGCAGGGAGCGCAAUAAUGCUGGAUCAUGCACUUGCGUUCAAGAUUAUAUCGGAAAUCCUUAUGAAGGUUGUAGACCGGAGUGUACCUUGAACUCUGACUGUCCAUCUAAUAAGGCUUGUAUCAGAAAUAAGUGUCAAGAUCCAUGUCCAGGCACUUGUGGACAAAAUGCCGAAUGUCAGGUCAUAAAUCACUUGCCAUCUUGUAAUUGUAUCAUUGGAUAUACUGGAGAUCCCUUCAGAUAUUGUCAUGUUAUCGUCCCAACACCAGAAGAACCAGAACGUCCUAAGAACCCAUGCCAGCCAUCUCCAUGCGGACCAAACAGCCAAUGCCGCGAAGUAAACGGUCAAGCCGUAUGCUCAUGCUUACCAGAAUACGUUGGUUCUCCACCAAGUUGUAGACCUGAGUGCACUGUUAGUUCUGAAUGUGCCCAAAAUAGAGCUUGCAUAAAUCAGAAAUGCGCUGAUCCAUGCCCCGGAACGUGCGGUCUUAAUGCACAAUGUAGUGUCAUAAAUCAUAGUCCAAUUUGCAGUUGCUCACCUGGACAUACUGGAGAUCCAUUUACUAGAUGCUACCCGAUACCACCUCCACCACCUCAGCCCAUAGAACCGGUUAUAACAAAUCCAUGCGUACCGUCUCCAUGUGGACCUCACUCAAUUUGUCAAGACAUCAACGGUGCCCCAUCUUGCGCUUGUAUCACUAACUACAUAGGUAGCCCACCAAGCUGUAGACCUGAAUGCACCAUCAACUCAGAAUGUACCAGUAGGCUCGCCUGUAUCAGAGAAAAAUGUGUGGAUCCUUGUCCAGGAUCUUGUGGUUUUGGUGCUCAAUGCUCUGUAAUAAAUCACACUCCGGUUUGUACUUGUCCGGAAGGCUUCACUGGUGAUCCAUUCACUAGUUGCCAUCCGAAACCGCCUCCACCAACUGAACCUGUUGAAGCUGAUCCAUGUAACCCAUCGCCGUGCGGUCCAAACGCUCAAUGCAAUAAUGGUAUCUGUUCUUGUCUACCAGAGUAUCAAGGUGACCCGUAUGUAGGCUGUAGACCUGAGUGCGUGCUUAAUACCGAUUGCCCAAGAAAUUUAGCAUGUAUCAACCAGAAAUGUAGAGAUCCUUGUCCAGGAACUUGUGGACAGAACGCAGAAUGUGCAGUAAUUAAUCACAUUUCAACGUGCACUUGCCUCCAAGGUUACACCGGCGAACCGUUCGUUCUUUGUACGCAAAUACGUCCGGAGAUACCAAAGAAUCCAUGCAAUCCAUCCCCGUGUGGACCCAACAGCCAAUGUAGGGAAAUUAAUGGACAAGCAGUAUGUUCUUGCGUGCCUGGCUAUAUUGGAAGUCCACCAACUUGUAGACCUGAAUGCGUUUCUUCCACAGAAUGUCCUUUGAACCAAGCAUGUCUCAAUCAGAAAUGUAUCGAUCCAUGCCCAGGAACUUGUGGAAUAAAUGCUUUGUGUCAAGUUAUAAAUCAUAAUCCUGUGUGCAGUUGUCCUCCUAGGCAGAGUGGAGAUCCAUUCGUCAGAUGUCUUCCCAUAGUGGAACCACCAGAGCCGCCUAAAAAUCCAUGCCAACCAUCACCAUGUGGACCAAACAGUCAAUGCAGGGAUAUUAAUGGUAGCCCAUCCUGUUCUUGCCUACCAGAAUUUAUUGGUCAACCACCAAACUGUCGCCCAGAAUGCAUUAGUAACAGUGAAUGCGCAAAUCACUUGGCCUGUAUCAACCAAAAAUGUAAAGAUCCUUGUCCAGGAGUGUGUGGGCAAAACGCUGAAUGUAGAGUUGUUAGUCAUACACCCAACUGUGUUUGCCUAGCCGGAUUUGAAGGAAAUCCAUUCGUUACAUGCGCUAUCAGACAAGAAGUUCCACCACCAGAGCCAACUAAUCCAUGCGUGCCAUCUCCAUGUGGAGCUAACGCCAUUUGCAAAGAACAAAACGGAGCUGGUUCAUGCAUAUGCAUUCCAGAAUUCAUAGGAAAUCCUUAUGAGGGUUGCAGGCCUGAGUGUACCCUUAACUCUGAUUGUCCAUCAAACAAAGCUUGUAUCAAUAACAAAUGCAAAGAUCCCUGCCCAGGAACUUGCGGAUCUAACGCGGAAUGUCAAGUUAUUAAUCAUCUUCCUUCAUGUAAUUGUAUACCUGGAUACACGGGAGAUCCGUUUAGAGUAUGCUACUUACCACCCCAAAAAACUGAACCUGUUACUGUUCCUUCUAAUCCAUGCCAGCCAUCACCAUGCGGUCCAAACAGCCAAUGCCGGGAAGUCAACGAACAAGCAGUUUGCUCCUGCCUACCAAACUACAUAGGAACUCCAACCGCUUGCAGACCCGAAUGUACAGUGAGCGCAGAAUGUCCUCAGAAUCGCGCUUGUAUCAACCAAAAAUGCGCCGAUCCAUGUCCAGGCACUUGUGGGCUAAAUGCGCAAUGCAGUGUGAUUAAUCAUAGUCCCAUAUGCAGCUGUGCCACUGGACAUACUGGAGAUCCAUUCACUAGAUGCUAUCCCAUACCACCACCUCCACCGACACCACCAUCACCAGUGGUAGUUCAAGACCCGUGCGUUCCAUCGCCUUGCGGUUUAAACAGUCAAUGCAGAAACAUCAACGGCAAUCCGUCAUGUUCUUGCCUACCGAACUACCAAGGCUCCCCACCGAACUGUAGACCAGAAUGUACAGUCAACUCCGAAUGUCCAAGCAAUUUGGCUUGCAUGAACGAAAAAUGCAGGGAUCCAUGCCCUGGUUCUUGUGGCAUCCAAGCGGUGUGUGAAAUUCGAAAUCACAGUCCAGUAUGUAUGUGUCCACCUGGAUUUAUUGGAGAUGCUUUUGUUGCUUGUACACCCAGACCCAUUUCACCGCCCAAAGUGGUGGACAGAUGUAUUCCGAACCCUUGCGGUUCAAAUGCCAGAUGUGACAAUGGAACAUGCUCCUGCUAUCCAGAAUACCAAGGCGAUCCCUAUAGGGAAUGCAGACCGGAAUGUGUGAUAAACACCGACUGUCCUAGAAAUAGGGCUUGCAUAAACCAAAAAUGUCAAGAUCCUUGCCCGGGAGUAUGUGGACAAAACGCUGAGUGUACUGUGUUCAAUCACAUUCCAACUUGUAGUUGCAUACAAGGUUACACCGGAAAUGCUUUUGUUAUUUGUAAUAAGAUAACUGCACCACCGCCACCAUCAAACCCCUGCAACCCGUCACCAUGCGGGCCAAACAGCCAGUGCAGGGACAUCAGCAGUCAAGCGGUGUGCUCUUGUCUACCAGGAUACAUCGGAGCCCCGCCCUCCUGUAGACCGGAAUGCGUAAGCAGUGUAGCGUGCGCCUUGAAUCGCGCAUGCGUCAACCAGAAAUGCAUUGACCCAUGCCCAGGCACGUGCGGAAUCGAAGCCGUAUGCCAGGUGGUCAACCAUAACCCGAUUUGUAGUUGCCCACCGAGGUAUUCUGGUGAUCCUUUCGUGCGGUGCAGAUUUAUCAUCGUAGAGGAACGCCAACCCCCCGCCACGACCCCGACAAACCCUUGUGUACCAUCCCCGUGCGGACCAAACGCUCAAUGUGAACCGUCCCCUAGCGGAACAGCAAAAUGCUCGUGUCUACCGAACUAUUUCGGUGCCCCGCCCAACUGUAGACCCGAAUGCGUGACCAGUAGCGACUGCGCCACGCAUUUGGCUUGUAUCAAUCAAAAAUGUGUAGACCCCUGUCCAGGAUCUUGCGGACUGAACGCUCGUUGUCUUGUAGUGAACCACGUGCCCAACUGUUUGUGUGUAGAUGAAUACGUUGGGGAUCCGUUUACCCUUUGCACGCCUAGACCACCAACACCACCUGCACCACCGAAACGUGAAGACCCAUGCGUGCCAUCACCAUGCGGAGCAAACGCUCACUGCAGAUCUGAGAACAACUACGCCAUCUGCGAGUGUCUACCAGAAUACCACGGCAACCCUUACGAGGGCUGUAGACCAGAAUGUCUCUCCAACACCGAUUGUCCAAGCAACACCGCUUGCAUCAGGAAUAAAUGUCAAGAUCCUUGUCCAGGCACCUGCGGAGUCAAUGCUCUCUGCACUGUCACCAAUCACGUGCCAGUUUGCACAUGUCAACAAGGAUAUGAAGGAGACGCAUUUAGAUAUUGUAGCAGAGUCAUAGUCGAACCACCAAAAGACCCAUGCAAUCCAUCACCAUGCGGCCUAAACACAGCCUGUAGAACCUCAGGAAACGCAGCAAUCUGCGAAUGCUUACCUGGUUUCUCUGGAAAUCCCAAUCUCGGAGGCUGUAGACCAGAAUGUACGAUCAGCUCAGACUGUCCUAGAGAUAAGGCUUGCGUCAAUACUAAGUGCGUUGAUCCUUGCCCGGGAGUGUGCGGAUUCAAAGCAAUUUGCAACGUUAUUAACCAUAGCCCAGUGUGCAGUUGUCCACAACCACUGGUGGGAGAUCCGUUCACACUUUGUACCGAACCGGUUGUGGUCGAACCAACGGACCCAUGCUACCCAUCACCAUGUAGGGUCAACGGGCAAUGCAGAGUUGUUAAUGGUGCUGCCAGCUGUACUUAUCCAGAAUGCGUUAUUAACUCAGACUGUCCAAGGGAUAAGGCUUGUUAUUCCCAGAAAUGUCAAGAUCCUUGCAGAGAUGCUUGUGGUCUUAAUGCACUUUGCCAAGUUGUGAACCAUCAAGCCGUUUGCACCUGUCCGCCUGGUUACAUUGGUAGCCCCGAGGUUCAGUGUAGAUAUCAACCACCAGAACAACCUAAACCAAAAGUCGAAUGUACUCAAGACUCUGACUGUACCAACGACAAGGCCUGUAUCAACAGCCGAUGCCAAAAUCCAUGCUCCACGGCAUCCUGCGGCCGAAACGCGGAAUGUCGCGCGCAACUCCAUCGCGCAGUAUGCAUUUGCAGAGACGGAUUCACCGGAAAUGCCCAACACGCUUGCGUUGAGAUUGGGUGCAGAUCCGAUUCCGAUUGUUCGCCUUUGCAUGCUUGCGUCAACAGAGAAUGCGUCGAUCCUUGCUCGUACACCUCUUGCGGCAUCAAUGCCCAAUGUCAAGUGGAUGGAAAUCACAAGGCACGUUGCUACUGUCCAGAAAGCUUUAGAGGCAAUCCUUUAAUUCAAUGUGAAAGACCUGAAUGUACCACAGACGAAGAAUGUCCUUACAAUCUUGCCUGUCACAACCAACGUUGUCAAGACCCAUGCAACUGUGGACAAAAUGCUUUGUGUAACGUCUAUAGCCAUCGGGCACAGUGCUCUUGUCCUCCCGGCUACGUGGGAGAUCCUCUAAGCUCUUGCAGAAUUGAAGAACGUAGACCCCAGCCGCAAUGUAAGAUGGAUGCCGACUGUCCAAGCAAAUUGGCGUGUUUCAGUGGAGUAUGUAAGAAUCCUUGCGUAGAAACGAAACCAUGCGGAAAGAACGCUGAGUGUGUCGUGGUGGAUAGUUUGCCACUAAGGACCAUGUCUUGCAUUUGUUUGCCAGGAUACAUUGGAGAUGCCGAUGUAGACUGUAGACCAGCUCCGCAAGAAGAAGCAGGCUGUAAAUCCAACCAAGACUGCGCCCCAAGCGAAACCUGCAUUAACCGGCAAUGCGUGAACCCUUGCGUUAUCAACAGUCCAUGCGCACCAACAGCCGAGUGCCAAGCGACCAAUCACAAAGCCGUCUGUAGAUGUCCCACGCCUCUCAUUGGUGAUCCGUUUACGAGAUGCUACGAACAACCACGCCAGCCCAAACCCGAAUGCGUUCACGACGGCGAAUGCACAAACGAUAAGUCUUGCGUCAACCAACGUUGUCAAGAUCCAUGUCUAUUAUCCAACCCUUGUGGUGCCAACGCCGAGUGUCAGACUAGAGUGCAUAGGCCCACUUGCGUAUGUCCAUUUGGAUGGGUUGGAAAUCCGCAAGUGUCUUGUUAUAAACCUGAAUGCAAACGUGACGAUGAUUGCCCAUACAACAAAGCCUGCAUCAAUGAGAAUUGCGUCAACCCAUGCUCAACCAUAUCAUGUGGACGUGGAGCUGAAUGCCUCACCCUGAACCAUCAAGCCCAAUGUCAGUGCCCUCCAGGAACCCAAGGGGAUCCGCUCUUAUCAUGUAUCACUGGCCAGUGUCAGUACAACGAAGAUUGCGCCGAUCAUGAAGCAUGCGACCGACUAAACCGUGUAUGCAGGCCGGUAUGUGACGAUGAAACUUGCGCUACCACCGCGCGAUGUCUAGGUCAAAACCACCAGCCUAAAUGUAUAUGUCCUGUGGGAACCAUUGGUAAUCCCUUCAUUGAAUGCAAACCACCUGCUAAGCCAGUUUGCGUGGUAGACUCUGACUGUCCGUCACAACUUGCUUGCAUCAAUGAGCUUUGCCUUAACCCUUGCCACCAAGGAGAUUUGUGUUCGAUCGAACAAGAAUGCCGAGUCAUUGACACCGUUCCGGUACGUACAGUCAUGUGCGCCUGUGCUCCAGACCAAAUCCUCGACAGUUCCGGACACUGCAGACCGAUCAUUCGAGAACAACCGCAAUGCCAGAUCGAUACCGAUUGCGCUAACUACGAGAAAUGUCACAGAGGAAGCUGCGUUGACGCAUGUCGCUUGGAUAAUUGCGGCAUCAACGCCAUCUGUCGGGCUGUUAAUCAUUUGACACAAUGCACCUGUGCUCCCGGAUACACAGGCAAUCCGAGACUUGAAUGUUCUAAUAUUCCAAGAGUUUCAUACAUCCCGCAACCAGAAUGUACUAGAGAUGAUGAGUGUCCAUUAGAUAAGGCCUGUAGGAAUGACCUUUGUGUGAACCCUUGCAGGAGUGACAAACCUUGUGGAAAUAACGCUUUCUGCUCGGUUAAUAGACAUCAGCCAAUCUGUAGAUGUCCAGAGGGAUAUAUUGGAAGACCGGAAGUGGAGUGUCUUGCACCUCCCACAGGCCCUGCAAUCGGGUGUGCAUCAAACUCAGAUUGUCCUCUAAGCGAAUUCUGCCUUAAUAAACUAUGCAUAAGCCCAUGCAACUGCGGUCCUAACGCAGAUUGCAAAGUUAACAACCACUAUGCGACAUGUUUCUGCAAAGCGGGAUAUUCUGGAAAUCCCCAGACCGGAUGUGUCAAACUUGGAUGCCAAUCGGACAGCGAAUGUUCAGACGACCAACAGUGCUACAACCAGCAAUGCAUUAAUCCAUGCAUCCUGGGUGAUCCUUGUGCAAGAAAUGCCGAGUGCUUUGGACGUAGCCACAAAGCCAACUGUAAAUGUCCUCCAGGUUCAACUGGCGAUCCGUUCGUACGUUGUGAACGUCUUGAAUGUUACGCGCACCAAGACUGUCCAAACAACCGGGCUUGCAUUCAAAACAGAUGCGUAGAUCCUUGCGCGCCUAUAGCCAAUCCACCGUGCGCUCAGAAUGCUUUAUGUUACGCUCAGAAUCAUGCUGCUUCCUGUGUAUGCCCUGACCAUCUUCCCGAAGGUAGUCCGCUCGCUUACUGCCAACCAAGAACUGUAACAGAGAAACCUUUGUGUGUUUUCGAUUCCGACUGUCCAAGCAAACUGGCUUGUAUAGGAAAUAAAUGUGUCAACCCUUGUGAAUCUAUUUCGCCCUGCCAUCCAACUGCUACUUGUAGUGUUAUAGAUACCACCCCAGUUAGAACCAUGGCUUGCACUUGCAGGGAAGGCUGGGUACCUAAUGAUAACGGCGAAUGCCACGCCAUCUUGAUUCCAAUACCACCUGGAUGUAGUAAAGAUGAUGAUUGCCCAAGCAAUGAGGCAUGCAUCAACCGCGUCUGCAGAAAUCCAUGCGAUUGUGGAAUAAAUGCCAUCUGUGAUAUCCGCAAUCACAAACCAGUAUGCUCUUGCAAAGAAGGCUUUGACGGAAAUCCAAAUAUUGCCUGCCGAACUAUCGGCUGUAGAAUUGACUCGGAAUGUGACUCAGGCACUGCUUGCAUCAACGGCCAGUGCGUCAACCCUUGCCUAGUGAAAAGUCCCUGCGGUACCAACGCAGAAUGUUUUGUUAAUCAGAACUAUCCAGAAUGUAGAUGCAGAAGCGGUUACAGGGGCAACCCUUAUGAACGUUGCUUGGUUGUCGGUUGCGUAUCUAACAGCGAAUGUCCAGGAGAUCGACAAUGUAUCAACGCCCAGUGUAUCAAUCCAUGCUUGUACGAUAACCCUUGCUCACCGAGAGCAGAAUGCCUUGUCCAAAACCAUAUGGCUUUGUGCAAGUGUGCUCCCGGACUCAUUGGUAAUCCUUACGUUGAUUGCAAACCGGAACCGCAACCCGAAUGCCGCGAAGAUGGCGACUGUCCUUCUUUGCUAGCCUGUAUCAACAGCAUCUGUCAAAAUCCGUGCAGCAUCAUUGAACCUUGUCAGAACCCCGCCAAGUGUCAAGUCGUCAACUCUCUGCCAGUAAGAACUAUGAACUGCGUAUGUCCACCAGGAUAUAUCAGCAGUGGCAGCGGAACCUGUAGUCCCGUAACAGCUAUUGUAAAAGCGGCAUGUAUCUCUGACACUGAAUGUCCAUCCGAAAAAGCAUGCUUCAAUGGCAUCUGCAGAAACCCUUGCAACUGCGGACCUAAUGCGGAAUGUAGAAUCAAAGAUCAUAAACCAAUUUGCGCUUGUUUACCCGACUUUGACGGAAACCCAGAAAUCAGCUGCCACCCAGCAGGAUGCAGACACGUCGACGAGUGUUCCCCCGCUCAUACCUGCAUCAACAGACAAUGCAUUCCAGUUUGCCUUCCUGACAAUAAACCUUGCGGCGAUAAUGCAACUUGUUACGGAAACCAUCACAGAGCCAUUUGCGAGUGUCCUCCAGGACGUAUCGGCAACCCUAACGUUGCCUGCGUCCUUGUAGGCUGCAGAUCAGACUCCGAAUGUCCCUCCAACACGGCAUGCGUUAAUGGUGAAUGCGAGAACCCAUGCGAAAAGGCUAACCCAUGUGUUGCCCCGGCAGCAUGUAAGACCUUCAAUCACAUUAUUGAAUGCGUUUGUCCACCUGGCACGGUUAGUGAUGGCAAUACUGGAUGCAGUAAGAUUGAUACUGGAUGUACCUUGGAUCACGAUUGUCAGUCAGGACUGGCGUGCAUAGGAAAUGUGUGCGUUAAUCCUUGUGCCACUACAGAACCUUGUGGAGUUAAUACAGUCUGUAAAGUCAUCGAUACUGAACCGGUCAGGACGAUGCUGUGCGAAUGUUUGCCAGGCUAUCAUGGAAAUGCAGCAGUUAAAUGUGACAGAGUUCCAGCAAUAGGUAAAAAAUGCCCCAUUGAAAAGGGUUACGUCCGCACUCCCUUGGGAGAUUGCGUCUGUCCGCCUAACACAGCCCUAAAUGACAACGAUGACUGCGUACCAUGCCGAGUGGAUAAAGGCCUUGUCGUUGACGAAAGAGGUCGCUGCGUUUGUGCUCUAGAGAAAGGUCUGAUCAUCGACGAACGUGGAAACUGCGUGUGUCCAACCGAAUUCGGAUACAGACUGGACGUUAAAGGCAAUUGUGUUCCUGUAAAAGGUCCAGAGUGCGAAACCAACGACGAUUGUGCCGAUAAUAAGUAUUGCAACCAAAAAACUAAGACUUGCGAGAGCGCCUGCAGUACCGUCCGUUGCGGCCUGUAUGCUUUCUGCAAUGCUACCAACCACCAAGGAGUGUGCCAAUGCCUUACUGGGUACUCGGGCAACCCUGACAAAUAUUGCAACUCCACCUCAGUAUACAGAACAGACUUCCCGAAACCAGAAAUGCUUGUCAGUUGUCUCUCAGAUGGCGUGCAAGUCGAAAUACUUAUUAACGAACAGGAGGGCUUCAACGGAGUGUUGUACGUAAAAGGACACAGCAAAGAUGCUCAGUGUAGACGAGUGCUCACUCUACCGCCCAACACUGCCACCAGAACGGAACUAUUUAAGGUCCAAUUUGGAAAUUGCGGACUGAUUCACGUGAAUGGCAAAGCCAGUUUCGUGCUAGUAAUCCAGAAACAUCCGAAACUAGUCACUUACAAAGCUCAAGCCUACCAUAUCCAAUGCGUCUACCAAACAGGAGAACAGAACGUUACACUCGGCUUUAAUGUAUCGAUGUUAACUACCGCUGGAACGAUAGCGAACACCGGUCCACCACCAACUUGCCUCAUGAAAAUUGUCACGCCCACCGGACAAGAGAUUAACUCCGCGGAAAUCGGAGACAGUUUGAUUCUCCAAGUGGACGUACAACCCGGAUCCAUCUAUGGAGGUUUUGCUAGAAGUUGCGUGGCUAAAACAAUGGAAGACGCGGUCGAGAAUGAGUAUCUGGUCACAGAUGAAAACGGCUGCGCCACGGAUCCUUCCAUAUUUGGAGAAUGGGAGUACAAUCCCGACACUCAAAGCCUAUUGGCCACAUUCCACGCCUUUAAGUUCCCCAGCAGUGAUAACAUUAGGUUCCAGUGUAAUAUCAGGGUUUGUUUCGGAAAAUGUCAACCGGUUAAUUGCCGAGGAGCGGACGCUUUUGGUAGAAGAAAGAGAGCAGUGACCCAAGAAAAAGACGAUGACAAUGAUAAUAUGUUAACGGGACAACUGAGGGAGGAGAUAACCAUUCAGUCGAACGCUAUCCUUACUUUGGAAAGGAGAGAGGAAAGAUAUACGGACACCUCUUUGUCACCAGAUGCUCAACGCGCCGAAGAUAUUUGCGUAUCAAUGAUAGGCUUCAUCAUAGCCUUGAUCAUCACUGCCCUGUUGGCCUUGGUGGCGGUAGCUGUAGCCGUUUCCUGCUGGUUAAUGGCCUACCGUCGUCGUCCAAAGUCUACCGGACCACUGCCACACCCUCCGGAGUUCCCGAACCCUUUGUUCACCACUCCGGAACCAAGGGCCGAGCCUAGCCCCGACUACCUCACGUAACAUCACCACCUAACCUAGUAUUUUUUUUAUUUUACCAUAUAGUGACAUUUUUUUAACGUUAGCAACGAAAAAAUACUCCAAACGAAAUUUAAUUUAUAUUUUUUUUUGUAUAUUAUUUAAGAGCUGGAAAUCUGCGCACGCGCCUCCUGGAUAGUAUCCGUCCUCAAAGCUACUCACUGCUCGAAUAUUAUUUUUAUGUACUGCCACCGGGAGGCGCUGCCCGAGCUCUUAUGGCGUAUAGAAUUUUAGAAAAAAAUAUAAUUAUUUGGUUGAACAUUCGCCUGCCUAGAGUGCACUAGUUUAGAUAUUUUUACACAGAAAGGCCCGCGAAUGUUCUUACUAUCUUUUCCAGAGGCUAUAGUUCCUCGAACCUCCAAACGUUCAAGGGGUUUUUUUAAUCUUCAUUAAAUGGUGGUGGUAUUCUCUUAUCUUUAACAUAAAAAAGUCUAACUAUAUAUAUAUGUAUGUUGAAACUAAAUUCGACCCUUGAAUCUGUUAAGUACCAAUCUUUAUUGUCUAUUGUAAAUAUGAUAAGUACUUCUUCCGUAUAGCCUCUGGAAGACGUAGCGUUUCUAUAAGACUAUAAAUAAUAUUUUUAUGAACCCCUUUGUAUAAAGUGUGUGAAUGGCGAAGAAUGGGGAGCCCAGCUCCCGUACUAUAUAUUUGGUGCUGACUGAUAUUCUUAAAACAAACAAAAAAGCAGUCAUUUUAGUCAAUUUUACUUUUUUAAGUGUAAUUACUGUUUAGACUAAGUCUCCUUAUUUGUAACCAAAAAAUCAUCGAUUUGUAAAAUUUACUAAACGAAAUUAAUUAUUUCAUUCACGUCCGUGAACCGUUUUAAAAACGUCUUAAUUUUAAGCAUAACUAAUUUUACGUUAUUUAUGAAUCUCGAUGGAAAAUUUAAUGGAUGACUUCUUAACUGUCAUAUUUUGUGAUAAUCGCUUCUUUAAUAAAAAAAACUAUUUAAUAAUA